This is a messenger RNA of Podarcis lilfordi (Lilford's wall lizard), 59117 nucleotides long. NCBI's taxonomy places the organism in Eukaryota, Metazoa, Chordata, Lepidosauria, Squamata, Lacertidae. The record is from the annotation of a GenBank genome assembly.
CUGCCACUGAACUCCUACCGAGGGAAAACUUGCCACUGGGGUGGCACCCUCUCCCCCUCUUCUUCUCCCACCCCCUCCUCAUGUGCAACCUCAGGGAGCUGGCCUAGAGCCAUGCUGUGCAGCAUCUAGCUCCACGAGGUCUUCCGCAGCUGAGUAUUUUUUUUUCAGGCUCCAGCGAGGAAGGAUUGCAGCCUUGCGUUGUGACACGCUCAGAGCCAGCAGCAAAGGGACAAGAGAGUUGCUGGUGAAUGGAGAAGAACUGAUUCUUCCUCUUCCUCCCCGGUUUCGAGGCUGGGGGUUUAGGAAUUGGCUGCGGCGGGUGGCAAGUGGGGUGGGGGGUGGGAGGGGAAUCCUUUCGCCCCCGGAAUUUUGCCACCUGGUUAUUUGGAUGCGGACAACAGGAGAAAGUCUCUCUGUGCUGUUCACCUGUGCAGAAGCAGCAUCGGAGGCGGUUUUUGGAGAGAGAGAGAGAGAGAGCCCUUUCCACCGUGGCCCUAAAUCUCUUCGAGGCCGGGGUGGCGAGGCUCCGAUUUCAGCCGGAGUCGUCGGGAUCUGCCGCGCCAAGGAUCUGUUGUGACUAACAUAACAACCACUUAAAAAAAAAAUUAUUAAAAGAGUUGCGGUUUCUGCUGUGGUUGGGGACAAGGAGGGGGCUUCUCUCUUUGGCUCCGGGAAGACCACAGGUAGCCCCGUGGCAGGUGCGAGCCCUGCCUCCCUUUCCUGCGCUGCUGUGUGUCCGGCCAGGUCGCUUCCUAUGACAUUUGGGAUUAAAGUUUGGCUUUCUGAGAGCGGCUGCCACCAUGCCUUUCCACCCAGUCACCGCGGCGUUAAUGUACCGGGGCAUUUAUACCAUCCCCAAUAUCCUUGCAACGGAGCAGCAUCCUGUUGACAUACCUGAAGAUGAACUGGAAGGUGAGUCUGUUUUGGGAACAAGCGUUUAAAAAAAACACCCCCCAGAACCGGGUGAUGGUGCUUUCUUUCUUCUCUCUCUUUUGGGAUGAGAGAGAUGGUCCGCAGCGGUGAAAAACAACCAAGGUAGAGAUGGUGGCAUCUCAGACCCGGGGUAUCUUUUGAUGUUGACUUGGGUCUGUGUUGCAGGUAGAGAGGAGAGGGCAGGAUGGGACACGUUUGGGGUUGGUUUGUUGGGGGGGUUUUUUGGUCCUAGGGAUUCCAGCAGUCGAGGAACUGGGGGUAAACCCCGAAAUACGCAUCAGCCAGAAGGAGAUGGCUGGCUGGCGGGCGAAGCUAUUGUGUGCUCGCGUGUCAGAGAUCGUGUGUGCUUGCGCGUAUACUGUAGAUGUCACUUGGGAGGACAAAGGGCAGGAGGGCGAGGAAAGAGCGGGGUCAGGAAGGGGGUGCAAGCCUGGCCAAGUCCGGAUCAGGUCCGGGAAGUGAGGCGGAAACACGAGCAGCCUCAGGACAAGGAAGCUCCCCAACCCCAUAAGAAAGGAUCUGGUUUGUUGAGGGAAGGGUGGAGGAAGUGGGGCGGUGGAAGGAUUAGUCCAGGUGGCUGUGAGGCCGGCAGGUAUCCGAUGGGGGGUGUCGCAGGUGGGGAGAAAACUUCCGUCCGCGCCCCCUUUCUCUUCCUCUCCCUCGCUUUUGCACCCACCAUCUCGCUCUCGCUCUCUGUGGGAAGGGAGAUUUUCUGCAGUCCGUGCGUGGUGGUGGAACAGGUAGCGGAGGUGUGCAUAUGGAGGGUUUGCUCCGGGCGUCCACGAAGGAGACGGACUCCUCCAUGCGUCUCUCUCGCCAGCAAGGCACCCACUCCUGGCUUCAUCCUGGAGUUGUAACUUGGGAAGCACGCACGCCAGCAACCCUCCUUCCCCUCCUAGAUGCACCUGGGGCUGUGGAUGCCCUAAUGCAGGUGGGGUGCCCCACCACCGCCCGGUCUACCUUGGGCAUCACCAAGCCUGACGGCGGUGGCCCCAAUGCAGAAGAAUGUAUGUAUGUAUGUAUGUAUGGGGGGGUGUCUGUGCCUGCUGCACCCGUGAGCUGAGGCUGUGAAGAGGGAAUCUCUCAACCCCCCCAUCACUUCCUUUCCACAGCUCGGCCUCCCCCCCCAUCCAAAAGCUCCCGACCGUUCACUGCGCUUCCCCCGAUUGAAAUUCCGCUCGCCUCUCUUGAAGAAUCCAAUCUGUUUGGGUUGAAGGCGAAGCGGAGGAGAAGCCUCUCAAGCACCCCCCACCCUCCACACUCAAUCGCAACUAGCCAGCCCCCAUCUCCGCCGCCUUCCCUUCCUUGCCUCAGUCAAUCUAUCGAUUUGCCAAAGUCAUCAGAGAGUGGCAGGGCGAGCGGGUUUGUUAUUAUUAUUUUUCUUUUUUAGGAGAGGCUUAAUGGAGAUUGGCAGUGGGGUAGGGAAAGCGGGGGGAAGGGGGUGAGUGGUCAGAGCUCUUGAGUGUGUGCCGGGGGGGCAGGGGCGGCUGUUGCCGUGUGUGACUGAGCACGGAUCAACAAGUCCCUAUCCGAAAAGUAUCAAGGUCCUCAAGGAGCUGGCCCUGCUAGACUUAUCUCUGUGGGAGGGGCUGUAGUUCAAAUGCUUUGAGCGCAGAAGGUCCCGGGUUCCAUCCCCGGCCUCUCUGUGCAGGACUGAGAAUGUUGCCCAUCUGAAACCCAGGAGAGCAGCUGCCCGUCCGUGUUGGAAAUACUGAGCUAGGUGGAACGAUGACCUGACUCAGUAUAGUGGAGGGCAGUAGCUCUGUGGCAGAGCACCGGCUUUGCAUGCAAAGGAUGUCAGGUCAAACUAUUGGGUCCACCUAGCUCAGUAUUUCCUACACUGGCUGGAAGCAGUUCUCGGGGUUUCAGAGAAGAGUCCUUUCCAGCCCUACUGGGACCUUCUGAAUGCAAAGCAGCUGCUCUACCUCUGAGCUACUGCCCUUCUCCUAGAACGCAUCUCAUCCUCAGGAGCUAACCUUAAGGAUAAGACAGAUCAUUGGUCUGUUUAGCUCAAUAUUGUCUGCACUGACUGGCAGUGGUUCUUGAGGGUUUCAGUCCUUCCUCUAAAGCUGUUUUUGGAGACUACACUGAGGGUGGUUUUUGAACCUCUUUUAGCUUGCUUGUUCACUUAACCCGCUGCUUCUUACUCUCACUGGCAGUUGCUCCCUGGGGUCUCAAGCCACUGACCCUUUUAGCUAGGGAGGCUGAACCAGCAGCCUUCUUCAAAUCAUGCUCAACCACCAGCUCUUCAUACAGGAGAAUGCUAUGGAUAGCUACUAGCCAUGAUGCCUAUGUUCUCCCUCCACCAUGGGAGGCCCCCAUGCUCCUGAAUACCAGUUGCUGGAAACUGCAGGUAGGGAGAAUGCUCUUGCGCUUCCGUCCUGCUUAUGAGCUUCCCAUUGGAGCAUCUGGUUGGCCACUGUGAGAUCAGGAUGCUGGACUAGAUGGGUCAUUGGUGUGAUCUAGCAAGCCCAUCUUAUGUUCUUCUGUUCCUCUUGCCUCCCCUAGUGAAUGCUGGGCUGGAUUUUCUGGGGCUUCCAUCAUCCUUAGAAGCUCUGUUUAGAAAGGGCAGGGGUGGCUUUUUCCUUCCUAGAACUAUUAUUAUUAUUAUUAAAUGUAUAUGUCACCCUUCAUCCAAAGUUCACAGGGUGUUUCAUAACAUAAAACACAGAAUUAAUACACAACACACACAUCUUAAAAGGUGCUCCUAUCCAAGCCGAUGUGUUUAUUGCCCGCAUAAAACCAAGGUAGGCUGGGUCAUCCGGAAACAAUGGUUUGCCUUUACUCACUGCUGGGCAAUGCAUGGAAAGAUACUUGCCAUUCCCCAGUUAUUCCCCAUCAGUUGUGCCAAACUAGCAGCCAGAGAGAGGAGAGGACCACUUCCUAGGCAAGCCCCCUUGGCAGACAAGAGCUGCCUGCUGGGACAUCGCUGCUGUGCUGGAUAAUAUCAUUGUGCAGAAACCUGCUCUGAAAGUCCGCUUUGCCAUCACGGCUUUCCUCUGCAUGUGCCUAUAAUUGCUAGUAAAAGAGAGAGAGAGGAAGCUGCCUUAUACUGAGUCAGACCACUGGGCUAUGUAGUCCAAUAUUGUCUACACUUACUGGCAGCAGCUCUUUGGGGUUUCAGGCAGAAACCCAUACCCUGAAAUUUCAGGGACUGAACCUUUUUGCAUGGAAGGAAUGUCCUGUAAAGGAAGCUAAAUCACAGUGAGUCAAACCAUUACUUCAUCUAGCUUGGUAUUGUCUACACUGGCUUGCAGCAGCUCUCCGGGGUUUCAGAUGGGACGUUCCAAGCCCUACCCGGAGAUGCCAGGGUUUGAGCCUGGGACCUUCAGCAUGAAAGGCAGGCCCCCUGCCAUAGGAGGGUGUCUUAUUCUGAGCCAGACCAUUGGUCCGCCUAGCUCACUAUUGUAUACCCUGACUAGUUGUGGCUCUCCAGGGUUUCAGAUUGGGGAAGUCUUCCUUUCCCAGCCCUGCUUGGAGAUUCCUAGGAUUAACCUGGGACUUUCUGCAUGCAGAAAAGAUGCUCUUCCCCUGAAUCCACAGCCUGUCCCUACUACAAGGCUCUCCCUGCAAGCAGAGACCUCAGAUGCAACAAUUUAUUCUAGACGGUGGAAGAGAACCUCUCACCCUACGGGAGAGAGUAAAGGUAAAGGUAAAGGUAAAGGGACCCCUGACCAUUAGGUCGAGUCGCGGACGACUCUGGGGUUGCGGCGCUCAUCUCGCUUUACUGGCCAAGGGAGCCAGCGAACAGCUUCUGGGUCAUGUGGCCAGCAUGACUAAGCUGCUUCUGCUGAACCAGAGCAGCACACAGAAACGCCGUUUACCUUCCCACUGGAGUGGUACCUAUUUAUCUACUUGCACUUUGAUGUGCUUUCGAACUGCUAGGUUGGCAGGAGCAGGGACCGAGCAACGGGAGCUCACCCCGUCACAGGGAUUCGAACCGAUGACCUUCUGAUCGGCAAGCCCUAGGCUCUGUGGUUUAACCCACAGCACCACUCACGUCCCCAUACGGGAGAGAGUAGAGGGGUGCAUUUGGGGACAUCCUCAAGGAAGGGUCAAAAUCUGCACACUCUGCUGUUGAUUCUGCUCUUCACUGAGAUGGCUUUCGACUGCAGAGCCUGAUAUUACUGCCUCACACAUGCAGUGGAACAGACGGCGAGCCUUGGACAUGGCGUGGUGGUAUCUGAGCUGAUUUCCUUCUGAUGCAGCAGUCAUAAAUAGGUGGGCAGGGGCAUCCCCAAGACCACCUCUCCCUGUGUGUUGCAGGAGCACAAUACAUCCACUGAUCACCUAGUUUGCAGUGGAGGGAGCAGGUAGAAAAGAAGAUGGGUCUCCUGCGCCUUUCAUAGUUGCGUAAAGGAAAGGGGGAUUUCAGCAGGUGUAGCUCGCCAUACCAAUGAUGAUUGCUCAAAUGCCCUUUGUAUCCAACUAUUAAAGGAGUGGAGGCAGGGUGGAACAUUGGAGGAUGCCUGUACAAAGGAAAAGAGGAAGUUCCCUUACGUUGAGUGGGGCCAUUGCUCCAUCUAGCUCAUUAUUGUCGACACUGACUGGCAGCAGCUCUCCAGGGUUUCAGGCAGGUAAUAUUCACUGCUUCAUCUGGGGAUGCCAUUGGGGAUUGAACCUGAGACCGGCUGCAUGCAAGGCAGGUGCUCUACCACUGAGCUACUGCCCUUCUCCUAAAAAUAAAUUAAGAUUCUAGUCCUUAUGGUUUUUGAAAAAAGAGAACUGAAUUAAGUAAGAAUCAGACCAUUGGUCCAUCUAGUCCAAUAUGGUCUGCACUGACUGGAAGCAGCUCUGCAGGGUGUCAGACAUGGAAUCUCUCCCAGUCCUACUAUGGCAGGGAUUGAACCUGGGACCUGCUUUGGGCUAUGGGUUUUCCUUGAGGUUCCUUCCUUGAGGUUUUUCUCCAAACUGUGUUUUUCCAUAGCUCGUAGCAUCUUUUGACUCAUAUCUGAUCAUCUGACACAUGGGUGCCUAUUGAUACUGUUCUCCUCCCAGAGCUACAGCUCCCAGAGUCAAUUCCUCUUCACAGGGAAUUCUGGGAAUUGUGGCUCUAGGAAAGAACAAUGGGGUAGGGUCCUUCUAACAACUCUCAGCACCCUGAGGUCAGCGGUUCGAAUCCCUGCGACGGGGUGAGCUCCCGUUGCUCAGUCCCAGCUCCUGCCAACCUAGCAGUUCAAAAGCAUGUCAAAGUGCAAGUAGAUAAAUAAGUACCACUCCAGCAGGAAGGUAAACGGCGUUUCCGUGCCCUGCUCUGGUUCGCCAGAAGUGCUUAAGUCAUGCUGGCUACAUGACCUGGAAAAAAUGUCUGUGGACAAAUGUCGGCUCCCUCGGCCAGUAAAGCGAGAUGAGCGCCGCAACCCCAGAGUCGUUCGUGACCGGACUUAACUGUCAGGGGUCCUUUACCUUUACCUUUUAUGACAGUUUAAAGUGGCAUCAUAGUGCUUUAAAUGUGCAGUAUGAAUGUGGCCCUAACCAGGCAAAUCAGGAACCCUUGGUGAUCAACUGCAAACCAUCCAGAGAUCUUGCAAGUGCUCCUGGUUGGGGAACACUGGCUGGCAGCAGCUGUCUAGUGCUUCAGUCAGAGAGUCAUUCCCAGAGGUACUGAGGAUUGAACCUGGGCCCUUCUGCAUGCAAGGCAGGUGCUCCACCACAGAGCCAGGGCACUUUCCUUAGCACACAGGAGAACUGGAAGCUACCUGAAGCAGAUAAUGGUUCAUCUAGCACAUCAUUGUCUGCACUGACCAGCAGUGGUUCUCCAGGGUUUUACGGUGGAGUCUUCCUGGAGGUACCAAGGCUUGGGCUCCUGGGACCUUCUGCAUGCAAAUCCAGUGCUCUACCUCCAAGCUACAGUCUUUCCUCCUCCAAGGUCUCUCGAAAUUCAGCAGCAUGGAAUGCAAUUCAUCUCAGCCUUAGUGCACAUGCAUGCAGAUGCAUGAGCACUAAGGUCCCGUGCAGAGGACAGGUUGGCACCUCACAGAAUGGAGCUGGUGACAUAGAUUCCAAGCUGUCAACAUCACCGCAGUGUGUAGGACCGGCGUGCUUUUCUUGUGCACCUUCAACAGCAGCAGCAAAAAGGAACACCUGCUCGUCUUUUGGAUUAAUGGGAGAAAGACAAUUGUAGAAUCAAGGAACAGAGAAUGUGGAGAAACAGCAGUAUUUGGAGCAUAGCAAUCUGUAAUAAUACGGCAGGUGGUGAGUUUUAAUAGGCAACAAAGAGAAACCCAAUUUUGUUUGUGAUUUAACGAGAAGCUUCUUAAUCGCACUUCUUCUCAAACCAGUAUGUGAUCUGGUGCGCAGAAUACCCUUCGAAAUUUGCCCUUCUACGAAUUUUGCAAUGCAGUACUCCAACCGAUGUGUACAAAAAACGCAUAUCUUAGGAAGGAGGCUUGGAAAUGUAUAUAUUUGUGGAAGUAACCUACAAAAAUACAUUAGAUCAGGGGACGUAGCUUGCAAAAAAAUGUGUAUAUUAAUCAAAAACGGCACACACACAAAAGUAUUUAUUAGAAGACAGUAAUUCAAAAAUGCUGAUGGAUUUUCCGUGAGGAUUUUUAAAUUAUUAUUUUGCAAUAAAGAAAUAAAUCGCGAAUUGCUGCGGAAAUGUGACAGACUGAAUGUAUGAUUGAAACAUUGAAAAGCAGAGAAACCUAGAAUGGGCUGAUAUCUCCAUCCCCAUGGAGGGGUGAGGCGGAAUCCCUUGGGAUGAGGCUGGGGGUGUUACAUGAGUUCCUAUUAUUAUUAUUAUUAUUAUUUUCUGCAAAAUGUUGAAUGGCAUGAAGAUAUACCUUGGAGUUCUCUGCAACAGAGCAGGGACCUCCCUGCACUUCUUCAGUGCCCGGAAAGAAAUAACAAAAAAAAUUGCCAUCUCAGUAACUGUCUAGGUGAGGCUCCCUGUGUAAUGCUCAGGUUGCCUCAGAACAAUGCAAAGUGUUGGGGUGAAAUCUCAGCAAAUUGGGGCUGACUCCUCAAGACUUUUCUGGCAGGGAUGUUGCCUAGCAGUCGGCUGCUGUGAUUUCAUUGCGAUCUAACAGUACCAUUGAUUCGUAUAAUAUGCCAGGCCUGGGAAAGUGAUGGUUUGCUCUUCCCAAGCUACAUGGAUUAUGCAACACAGGGGCGAGACUAUCUUUCCAUCAAAGUGCAUCAUUGCGCUUUUUACAUAAUACGGGCAAGGGGGCUAUAACCUGGAGAACACAGGAGCUGGUGGCAAUGCAGAGCAGAUUACAGUUGCUUAUCACUGCUGAUACGUUUCUCGUGGUUCGCGUUGUCAUGAUAAUGAUAGAGAAGGUUCAGGACAAGAGACAACCAUUUCAAAUUCUUUACUGUGUGAGGCAGGGUUAGGGUGGGGUGGAGGAAGGCUUCUCAGCCUCGUUUAAAAAUCUUGCCCUUGGAUAUAUGCACUGGAGAACUCAAUCCAAAAUGCCCAAGAAUAUGAAACUGCUAAAAUAAAGCCUAGCUGGACAGCAUUUUGCUGUGGUCAUUUUGGAACCUCUCUGGGAAACUGCUGUUGACAUUAGCAAAGCUGUGUUCGCAAUGUUACCAAUGCAAUGGAGGUGGGUGGGAGGGAGAGAAGAGGGGGAGAAAAUGUGCCUUUGGUGUGCAUAGCUAGCACAUAGAGCCAUUUUUGUGGCUUCUGAUUACAGUCACACUGUGUGGCAUUGAGGAGCGAGUUGUUUGUUACCCACAAACAGGUGUAAUGAGGCUGUGAUUGUUCAUUUUUAAAUGAAAAGCAGCUGCUGGGGGCUGCAAUUCUGAGCAGAUAAGAAGUGUGCUUAACCCUUUCUUUGCAAGCCGUGUUUGCACUUCAUCUUCCAGCUAACAUCCCACUCCUCACCGCCCUGUGGGCUUGCAGAUUCUAAAUGUGUGAUUACUCAGGGCUUCCCCAGAUCGACCUGAGAUUUAUUUAUUUAAUCUAGAGAUUUCUGUGCUGUAACGAAUCCUGGCUUCAUCAGCUAGUGAGCACUAGGGUGACAUAAAAUGCUCUCACCCUGCUCCCACUGUGGUUCAUAUCCGGCUCUUCAGUUCUGGUUAUGCCAAGCCACAGUUUCCCAUGACGUUCAACACAAGAAAAUGCCGGCGGUGUCUGUUUACAAGCUGAGAUCUGAAAUCUGGUUCAGACUAUGCCAUCUAAUCUUGGAGAUGUCUGAGAGUGUUGGAUUGUAAAUCUGGGAGCUGCCAUUUUUACAAUCCACAGGGCACCCAAUAUAGUGUCGCUCUGAGGUAUUGUGGGAAAUUGAAAUGUUGGCUCUUUGUGGACCAGAGCUGAUCAGAGCUUUGCGGAUGUUGCUGCAGCCAGGCGAGUCAACUGAGGGCCACCACAAAGGAGAGUGUCCAAUGAUGUAGGAAGGGGCUCAAUGGAAGGCAAUUUGCUGGUGAGGUGUGCCACACCUUGGAACUGGCUCUGGUGAGAACAGCAACCAUUCCUCAUUGUUUUUGCUAACCCUACCACCACCACCACAAGAGCUGGUAGAUUGCCUUCUCAGUCUGGGGGUUCUAUUGUUAUUUCCACUCCUAACAACCAUCGAUUCACUUUUUGGUGACACACCAUAUGUUUAAAAGCACACAGAUUUCCCCAAAGAAAGGAACUGUAGUAUACCCCUCUCAGAGCUACCAUUUCCAUUUUACAGUUCUCAGGAUUAAACUCAUGCGCUUUAAAUGUGCUCUCGAUAUACAAUGUGUACGCAGCCUUCCUCCAUGAGAUCUUCUCGGAGUAAACAACUGAUGGUGAAUCUCUCCCAAAAUAACUGCCCAGCCAACUGUGUUUUGAUGGUGAUGCUUUUAUAGAAUCAUAGAACUGUAGAGUCAGAUGGGAGCCAAUGGGUUGUCUAGUCUGACCCCUGCAAUGCAGGAACCACAGCUGAAGAAUCCCUGACAGGCAGCCAUCCAACCUCUGCUUAAAAACCUCCAAGGAAGGAGUGUCCACCAAGUCCCAAAGGAGUCCAUUCCACCGUUCAACAGCUCUCACCAUCAGAAAGUGACUCCUAAUGUUUAGCUGGAAUCUCCUUUCUUGCCAUUUGAAUCCAUCAGUUUGGGUCCCCUCUGGAGCAGCUUGAAACAAGCUUGCUCCACCUUCCAUGGGACGGCCCAUCAGAUAUUUGAAGGUGGCUAUCCAAUUACCUCUCAGUCUUCUCCUCUCCAGGCUAAACAUACUCAACUCCCUCAACUAUAAUAAUAAUAUUAUAAUAAUUUAUUAUUUAUACCCCGCCCAUCUGGCUGGGUUUCCCCAGCCACUCUGGGAGGCUUCCAACAGAAUAUUAAAAACACAAUAAAACAUCAAACAUUAAAAACCUCCCUAAACAGAGCUGCCUUCAGAUGUCUUCUAAAAGUCAGAUAGUUGUUUAUUUCCUUGACAUCUGGUGGGAGGGCGUCCCACAGGGUGGGCGCCACUACUGAGAAAGCCCUCUGCCUUGUUCCCUGUAACCCCACUUCUCGCAAUGAGGGAACCGCCAGAAGGCCCUCGGUGCUGGACCUCAGUGUCCUGGCUGAACGAUGGGGGUGGAGACACUCCUUCAGGUAUACUGGGCUAAGGCCAUUUAGGGCUUUAAAGGUCAGCACCAACACUUUGAACUGUGCUUGGAAACGUACUGGGAGCCAAUGUAGGUCCGGUGUUACAUGGUCUCGGUGGCCGCUCCCAGUCACCAAUCUAUCUGCUGCAUUCUGGAUUAACUGUAGUUUCCAGGUCACCUUCAAAGGUAGCCCCACGUUGAGCACAUUGCAGUAGUCCAAGCGGAAGAUAACCAGAGCAUGCACCACUCUGGCAAGACAGUCUGUGGGCAGGUAGGCUCUCAGCCUGCAUACCAGAUGGAGCUGGUAGACAGCUGCCCUGGACACAGAAUUGACCUGCACCUCCAUGGACAUCUGUGAGUCCAAAUGACUCCCAGGCUGCACACCUGGUCCUUCAGGGGCACAGUUACCCCAUUCAGGACCAGGGAGUCCCCCACAUUCAGGACCAGUUGAGUCCCUUCAGCUGUUCCUAAUGAGGCUUGGCUUCCAGUGCCUUGAGCAGUCCUCUGCACACCUUCCGGCUUGUCAUUCUCAUCCUUAAACUAUGGUGCCCAGAACUGGACACAGGUGGGCUCUGACCAAGGCAAAAUAGAGUGGUACUAUUAAUUCCCUUGCUCUGGACACUCGACUUCUGUUGAGUUAGCCUAGAAUGGCAUUAGCUUUCUUUUGCUGCUGCAUCACACUGUUGACUCACUAUGAGAACAGCUGUUCUCGGCUUCAUUUCACAUAGUGAUCAUUUUGAACCUUGUAGCAUUGUUAGUGGGAACCCCUGAAAUUUUGCCUGCUUUGCAAAUCUGUGCUAUUAUUUGACCAGUCUCCUUUCAGCUCCUCCUGUCCUCAGAGAGACAUUCAGCAGGAGCUCAACUCUUUAAAAGAUGGUAGCAGGCGGGUGAAAUGGUUUGCUGCUCCUGGUUUGCAUAAUGAAGCUUUUGGGAGCCUGGCCAAGGCUUCCUGUUUUAUAUAUUUCAUGAAAUUUAUAAAUUGCUUCAUUGUAAAAACAAAACAAACAAAAAACCGCCUCGGAGUGGCUUACAAAAGAUAAAACAGUAAAAUCAAUUGGGGGUGGGAUACAACCUUGUUGUUGUUGUUCUUUAGUCGUUUAGUUGUGUCUGACUCUUCAUGACCCCAUGCAGUGGUGUAGCGUGGGUUGUCAGCACCCGGGGCAAGGCAAGUAAUUUGCGCCCCCUAACCCGUGGAUUUUAGUAGGGGCAGAGAGCUGCGAGUGUGACAGCGCCCCCCCCAGAUGUUGCGGCCGGUGCGGCCGGCCCCCCUGCACCCCCCACGCUACGCCACUGACCCCAUGGACCAGAGCACGCCAGGCACUUCUGUCUUCCACUGCCUCCCGCAGUUUGGUCAAACUCAUGCUGGUAGCCUCGAGAACACCGUCCAACCAUCUCGUCCUCUGUCGUCCCAUUCUCCUUGUGCCCUCACUCUUUCCCAACAUCAGGGUCUUUUCCAGGGAGUCUUCUCUUCUCAUGAGGUGGCCAAAGUAUUGGAGCCUCAGCUUCAGGAUCUGUCCUUCCAGUGAGCACUCAGGGCUGAUUUCCUUAAGAAUGGAGAGGUUUGAUCUUCUCGCAGUCCAUGGGACUCUCAAGAGUCUCCUCCAGCACCAUAAUUCAAAAGCAUCAAUUCUUUGGCGAUCAGCCUUCUUUAUGGUCCAGCUCUCACUUCCAUACAUCACUACUGGGAAAACCAUAGCUUUAACUAAACGGACCUUUGUUGGCAAGGUGAUGUCUCUGCUUAAAACAUACAAAAGUUGAACUAGUAAAACAGAUUAGAAUUGCCCCAGCUUUCUAAGCAUCUUGGCUGCAGACAGCGUGAGUUUUGGAGCCUUUGCUCUCCCCCACCCCCUACAAACACUAUGCCAUGGGUCAGCAAACUUUUUCAGCAGGGGGCCAGUUCACUGUCCCUCAGACCUUGUGGGGGGCCGGACUAUAUUUUGAGGGGGGAAAUGAACAAAUUCCUAUGCUCCACAAAUAACCCAGAGAUGCAUUUUAAAUAAAAGCACACAUUCUACUCAUGUAAAAACAUGCUGAUUCCCAGACCGUCCAUGGGCUGGAUUGAGAAGGCGAUUGGGCCGGAUCCGGCCCCCCGGCCCAUAGUUUGCUGACCCCUGCACUGUGCCCUUUUCCAAACAGAUUGCUGGUUAUAACAUACACUCCAGGUGUCCUCAUUGAGCGAGGGCAUCCCCUCUUCCUGGCUCCCUGUUUCCAAAUAAAUCACGAUUAUUCCCUUGGAGGUUGUUUUGAGCACAUGCCAAAUGUUGUUUAUUUGCUGAUGGAGGCCAUAACGUUUUCGAAGACCGGUUGCUAGAAACUGCAAGAGGAGAGAGAGUGUCUUUGCAAUCGGGUCCUGCUUGCAAGUUUCCCACAGCAUCUUGCUGGCCACUGUGAGAACGGGAUGCUGGACUAGAUGGCCCCUCAUUGGCCUGAUCCAGCAGGGUCCUUUUCAGUUCUUAAUGCUUCUGAGUAUCAGCUGCUGGAGACUGCAGGAGGGGAAAGUGCUCUUGCAUCUGGGUCCUGCUUUGGGGCACCUGGGUGGCCACUGUGAAGACUAGAUACUGAGCAGGAUGGGACCUUGGCCUGAUCCAGCAGGCGGAAUGGAAAUCUGAGAAGAAUGGAACGGCAGGUUUCUUGAAAGGGGAUGUUCCGCACUGGGUUCUGAAGCAGGGCAUGCAAAUUAGUCACCCCUAACAUAAAGUUUCAUCUCACAAUGGAUCUGGAUGUGCUUUUCACAGAACAGCUGCAGCUUGGAACAUAUUCAGCUACAUUUAUUAUCUGGAGUGGGCUGGAAAAGAGGCUCAGGCACACGGCAUCCUGUCUGUCUGUCUGUCUGUCUGUGCACAUUCCUGCAAAGUUAAUUUUUUUUAAUAAUAAAAAAUGUGUAUUCAAAUAUGGGGACAAGGGGUAUCAUAGGGAAAGGGGCUUGUUCUUUUGAAGUAUGGCAUGUUUGCAUGCUGGAUAUUGCUUUUGUGGAUAGCUCAGUCGGUUAGUGUGUAGUGCGGAUAACUCCAAGGUCACAGGAUCAAUCCCCCUAAGGGACAUCUGCAUAUUCCUACAUUGCACGAGGUUGGACUAGAUGAUCCUCAGGGUCCCUUCCAACUCUACAAUUCUAUGAUUCUAUUAAAUAACUGGAUACGAAUAAGAUUUUGCUUUGCAAGCAGCAGCAGCCAUUUUUAUUUAUUUGUUGCAUAACAUUUAUACACCACUCAAUAGUGUGGUUUACAAAAAAGAUAAAACAAUAAAAAUAUCAAUAAGAAAAAAUAACAACAAUGAUUUAAGACUUAAGUUAAAAUAACAAUAAACUAAAAGAAACAACUCACAUCUGAGUACGCUUGUCUAAACAAAAUCGUUUUUAGCAGGCACUGAAAAGAAACCAGUGAAGGCACCUGCCUGAUGUCAAUAGGCCGGGAGGCUUGAAAAUGCUGGGUUCAAGUCUCCCUCUGUUGGGCUGCUUGGCACAAAAUAGCUUGUUCAUCGCAAAAAAAGGCAGGGAAAAUAAUCCCACAAAUGAGAAUUUUAUACAGAGAAGUGUGGAGAGGGCAGGACUAUAGCUUAGGGGGAAAGCAUCCAUCUUGAAUGCAGAAAGUAUGAGGUUCACUUCCUGGUGUCUCCAGAAAGGGCUGGGAGAGAGUCUUGCUUGAAACCAAGGAGAGAUUCUGCCAGUCAACACUGAACUGGAUGGACCAGUGGUCUGACCUGGAGUAAGGCAGCUUCCUAUAUUAAAACUUGUGUCUGUAUCUUGUAUCGUAUUCUUUGCACUGCCCUGAGCUUUUGGGACGAUGGGUGGCAUAGGUGCCAACUCCCUGGUCCCCUGGGUGCCUGAGCACCCACAAAAUUCCCCAUGAAGGGGCCGGGCACCCACAAAUUUUGGUGCCAGGGCCAUGCACACUGCAUGGCACCCACAGCCCUGGGCACCCACAGUUGCAGAGCCAAGUUGGCACUCCUGACGGACAGUAUAUAAAUUUAAGAAAUACAUUAAAAAACAGGGUUGGGUUUAGAUUAGUCUCAUUGAGAGCAGUCCCACUGAAAUCAAUUUGCCUCACUUAAGACCUCUUGGUUUAUGUAAGUCACUAAAGGACCACAGCUCAGUGGUAGAGCACCUGCUUUGCAUGCAGAAAGUCCCAAGCUGACAUCUCCAAGUAGGUCUAGGAAGGACUCUUACCUGGACAGCUGCUGCCAGUCAGUGUAGGCAAUACUAAUCUAGGUGAACCAGCAAUCUGACUCAGCAUAAGGCACCUUCUUAUGUUCCAAUGUGCAAGCAUGGCUAACAAUGCAAUCUUAACCACGUCUGCUCAGAAGUAUAUCCCAUUUGAAUUCAGUGGGUUACUUGCAGGUAAGGGGACGUGGGUGGCGCUGUGGGUUAAACCACAGAGCCUAGGGCUUGCCGAUCAGAAGGUCGGCGGUUCGAAUCCCCACGACGGGGUGAGCUCCCGUUGCUCGGUCCCUGCUCCUGCCAACCUAGCAGUUCCAAAGCACGUCAAAGUGCAAGUAGAUAAAUAGGUACCGCUCCGGCGGGAAGGUAAAUGGCAUUUCCAUGCGCUGCUCUGGUUCGCCAGAAGCGGCUUAGUCAUGCUGGCCACAUGACCCGGAAGCUGUACGCCGGCUCCCUUGGCCAAUAAAGCGAGAUGAGCGCCACAACCCCAGAGUCGGCCACGACUGGACCUAAUGGUCAGGGGUCCCUUUACCCUUUACCUUUACUUGCAGGUAAUUGGAUCCUCAGCCUGGAUCCAAUUUACCGAGGAGAAUUUAGAAGAGGUCUUUUGGAAAUAAAUCCCUCCUUCUCUUCUCCAUGACCCACACCACGUCCGUACCUUCUGGGGGGGGGUGAUGCUACUUGGACCUGGAGGUUCCUGUCUGAGAAACCUCACUGCUCUACAUCCACAUCAUGCCUGGUGGGUAAAGAAAAUGAAUUUGCAUUUCCCUGGUCCUCCUGGGGUGAUUUACAGCUCUGGACACCGCAGGAGAUAAGGGUAGAUCAAAGUCCAAUGCGUCGCAGCCCAGGUAAAUAGAAAUCGAGCGCAGCUGGUAAUCGAGAUGGAAUUCUAGUUCUCUUUGCAGGAAAGGACAUGUGUAGGUCUGGGCAGAGAUGCUCAAUGGAAAUGAUUGUUAUUCAGAAAGAAAAAAAUUGCACUAGGCCAGUGUUUGUCAACCCGAUACCCUCCAGGUGUUUUGGGAGGCAACCUCUAUCAGCCCCAGCCAAAUAAAUGGUCGUGCUGAUGGGUCCAAAAUAUCUUGUUCCCCCCAUACUCUGUAAUAUCUACCGCAUUUUUUGCUCUAUAAGACUCACUUUUUCCCUCCUAAAAAGUAAGGGGAAAUGUGUGUGCGUCUUAUGGAGCAAAUGCAGGCUGCGUGGCUAUCCCAGAAGCCAGAACAGCAAGAGGGAUUGCUGCUUUCACUGCGCAGUGAUCCCUCUUGCUGUUCUGGCUUCUGAGAUUCAGAAUAUUUUUUUUCUUGUUUUCCUCCUCCCAAAACUAGGUGCGUCUUGUGGUCUGGUAUGUCUUAUAGAGCGAAAAAUACGGUAUAUGAAUCCUCCGGAAAAUGACAUCCAAGGAUUUGGAGCAUAAGAACAAUAAGAAGAGCCUACAGGAUCAGGCCAAUGGCCCAUCUAGCCCAGCAUCUGGUCAACCAGAUGCCCCCAAAGGGAAACUCGCUAGCAGGACCUGGGAGCAACAGCACCUUGCCCCUCCUGUGGCUUCCAGAAACUGGCACUUAGAAGCAUUACUGCCUCAACUGUGCAAGGAGAGCAAAGUCAUUGUGGCUAGCAGCCCUUGAGAGCCUUCCAUGAAUUUGUUUAAUCCUCUUUGAAAGCCAUCCAAGUUGGUGGUCCUCACUGCCUCCUGUGGCAGUGAGUUCCAUAGUUUAACUAUGCAUUGGGUGAAGAAAUCUUUCUUUUAGCUGUCCCGAAUCUUCUAACAUUCAGCCUCGUGAGAUGUCCAUGAGGUUUAGUUUUUAAGACUGGGGCAGAAAAGUGAGAACAUGAAAGCACUAUACAGUCGUAUCUUGGGUCCCAAAUGCCUUGCGAGUUGAACGUUUUGGCUCCCAAACCCCGCAAACCUGGAAGUGGGUGUUGCGGUUUGCAAACAUUCUUUGGAACCCAAACUUCCUACGUGGGUUCCACGGCUUCCAAUUGGCUGCAGGAGCUUCCUGCAGCCACUCAGAAGCCGCGCCUUUGUUUCUGAACGUUCUGGAAGUCGAACAGCCUUCCGGAACGGAUACCGUUUGACUUCCAAGGUACCACUGUACUGGCCGCCUGUCGGUUGUCCAGAACUGGUGUUAUUUAGAAGCGCCAGUUGCUUGACCCUCACAAGCAAUUGAGCUGCGGCAUCUCAGCCAUCUUCAAGGACAGCCCCACGGAGAUUGCACUGCGGCAGUCUAGCCUGCAUGUGACCAGAACACAUGCAACUGUGGCAAGGUCCAUCUUCUUUAAACGAGGUUUAAACAGUUGACAAGUCAUCCUCAGUGGAUAAAAGGGUUUUAUUGUGGCCACAAGAGGCAAAAAAAAUUGUAAGGAUCUCUGUGGUGGUGCCCAGGGGAAUUGUGCAAUUACACCAGGAGUAAACUUAUGGAGUGCAAUGUAGCUGCUUUUUUUGAUGCAAAAUAACAAAACAGAAGCUUUGGGCUGCAAAGAAGAAACAAAGGAGGGAAGAGAUUUCUGGAGACCCAGAGGGCAGAGGGAGCUUCAACUGAUCUUCACUGGAGACGCCUCCGGCGGUGUUUGGAGAAUGGGAAAAAACGCCCUCAGCAUAGCAAAAUGUUUGUAGCUGGAGGGGAGAGGAGGAGAACAUAUCUUCCCAUAAAUGCAAUCUUUUCUCCUCUGCUUUUUCUUAUUAUGUUUAGAGGGCUCUGUUUAUAUUUAUUGAGUGGGCUGUCAAAGCUUCUCCAACGGCUGCUGUGAAUCAGAGCUCGGCUGGUGCACCUUCAGAUCUAGGCCCAAAGAGGAGGCAGCUGCCAUAAAUGGGGGGUGGGGAUGUGCCUGGCAUCUCCACUAGGAAUGAUAGCAGUGGGAAGAGAGUGCCAGCCUCACUAAAGAGGCACUGGGGGGAGAGCCAUAGCUCAGUGGUUGGAGCACCUGCCUUGCUUUUAGAAGGUCCCAGGUGCUACCCUUGACAUCUCCAGGUAAGGCUUGGAGAGUUUCCUGACAUCAACCCUGCCUGAAACUCUAAUUAAUUACUUGUUUUAAUUUUAUUUUGCAAACCACCCUGAGAUCUUAUGAUACAAAAUAUAUAAAUAUAAUUAACAUCAACAACAACAAUAAUAGCAACCCUAGAGUGCUGCUGCCAGACCAAUGUUCUGACUCAGUCUAUACCAACUUCCUACGUUCCUAUUUAAUUCAGUCCUUUAAAAAAGAAGAAGAAGAAGAACCAUGAGGACUAGAAUCUUAAUUUAUGUUUAGGGAAAGAGUCAUAACUCAGCCAUAGAGCCUCUGCUUUGCGUGUGGAAGGUUCCAAGUUCAAUCACUGGCAUCUCCAGGUUAAGCUGAGAAAGACGCCCCGCCUGAAACCUGGGCAGCUGCUGCUGGUCCGUCCUGGCAAUACUGAGCUAGGUGGACCAAGGACUGACUCAGCAUGAGGCAGUUUCCUGUGUUCCCUUUCCUUUUGCCAAAUGCACCAGUCAUUGGUUAGAAAACUGAUGGGGCCUUGAUGAAAACUGUCUUGCCUUCCCACCCGUUAAAACCAAAAUCACCCCCCUCUUGUUGUUUUGUUGUUUAGUCAUUUAGUCGUGUCCAACUCUUCGUGACCCCAUGGACCAGAGCACGCCAGGCACCCCUGUCUUCCACUGCCUCCUGCAGUUUGGUCAAACUCAUGCUGGUAGCUUCGAGAACACUGUCCAACCAUCUCGUCCUCGGUCGUCCCCUUCUCCUUGUGCCCUCCAUCUUUCCCAACAUCAGGGUCUUUUCCAGGGAGUCUUCUCUUCUCGUGAGGUGGACAAAGUCUUGGAGCCUCAGCUUCAGGAUCUGUCCUUCCAGUGAGCACUCAGGGCUGAUUUCCUUCAGAAUGGAUAGGUUUGAUCUUCUUGCAGUCCAUGGGACUCUCAAGAGUCUCCUCCAGCACCAUAAUUCAAAAGCAUCAAUUCUUUGGUGAUCAGCCUUCUUUAUGGUCCAGCUCUCACUUCCAUACAUACUUCCAUACACCCCCCUCUACAGCCUUCUAAAAACUGUAUCUAAAAACUGGGGUUAUAUACAAAAGCGCAGGUGCCCAGCCCUCCCUCCACCUGCAUUUUUUGCAUGGACUUCACUUUGCUUUUCCUGCUGUGCAGGCUGAUUGAGACCUGGACAAUUUGGGGUCUGCUUAAGAUCAGUUCAGAGGAACUUAAUGGCUUGUGUUACUCUUUGAGCCUACAGGGAAGAGGUUUCUGGCUUCUACAUUUGCAGUGCAAUCCCAGUUUAAGAAUUGCUGCAUUUGAUAUAAAACAGGGUGGUUCUCCCCCCCCCCCACACACAGUAAGCUUCAAGGACCGCCAAAUUUGCUCUGUCUGACUGUCUCUGAAGUUUCCGUACAUACCGAGGGAAUUCCUGGCAGCAAAGGGACAUUGCUCUCUUGGGAUUCAUUAUUCCUCCCUUAUCAGUUCCAUUGAAUUACCAGGGUGAACAGGAUCCACACCACAGGUGGUGUAGACAUCUGGAAUCUAGAUCAGAGAGAGAUUCCAAUGCCCAUUAGCCUCAAGGAAGCAUGACCCAAUGAUCAGAGAUAAUGUUAGUUAGUUAGUUAGUUAGUUAGUUAGUUAGUUAGUUAGUUAACAGAAUUUAUAUCCCACUUGAUUGUUACGUAACCUCUAAGCAGUUUACAGGAAAUGUUAAAAUUAAAAGUUGUUGUUGUUUAGUCAUUUAGUCGUGUCCGACUCAAGGACACAAAACAAGUGAAGAUCACACCACCCUUUGCAUGGAACCAGGUUGUUGCUGUGGUUUAGUUGUUCAGUCGUGUCCGACUCUUCGUGACCCCAUGGACCAGAGCACGCCAGGCACUCCUGUCUUCCACUGCCUCCUGCAGUUUGGUAAAACUCACGUUAGUAGCUUUGAGAACACUGUCCAACCAUCUCGUCCUCUGUCGUCUCCUUCUCCUUGUGCCCUCCAUCUUUCCCAACAUAAGGGCCUUUUCCAGGGAGUCUUCUCUUCUCAUGAGGUGGCCAAAGUACUGGAGCCUCAGCUUCAGGAUCUGUCCUUCCAGUGAGCACUCAGGGCUGAUUUCCUUCAGAAUGGAUAGGUUUGAUCUUCUUGCAGUCCAUGGGACUCUCAAGAGUCUCCUCCAGCACCAUAAUUCAAAAGCAUCAAUUCUUUGGCGAUCAGCCUUCUUUAUGGUCCAGCUCUCACUUCCAUACAUCACUAUUGGGAAAACCAUGGCUUUAACUAUACGGACCUUUGUCGGCAAGGUGAUGUCUCUGCUUUUUAAGAUGCCGUCUAGGUUUGUCAUCCCUUUAAAAGUACUUUCCCCAACAAACCAGAGUCCUUUCUGUUGGGGAUAAUUCAGACUGAAAUUCCCAGGUGUCAAAAAAGGUUAUGUAUGUAUGCUACUACUGUGGCCUAUGUUUUGUUAGCCCAAAAAUGGAAAACGAGCAAGGUCCUAAACUAAAGAAGAAUGGCAAAUUAAGUUAAGAGAAUAUGCACAACUCACAGACUUAACUUAUAGAAUAAGAGAACAAGAAGAACAUACAUGUAAAGAAGACUGGAAAACGUUUAUUGAAUAUAUGGGAAAUAAUUGUGUACAGCUGAAAAUGCUGAUAGCAUUAAGAUAAAUCCAACAGUGUAAACAAGUUUUGAUGGAUGCAAUAAUGGAAUACUGAAUAGUAUAGUUUCUGUAAAAUAUGCAGGGAUUUAUGGUAUGUAAAAUGAACCAUGAAAAGAAAAGAAGGGAAGUCAUUGAUAUUUUAAGGAUAUAAAAUGAGUAUUUUAAAUUGUAAAACAGAAAACUUAAUAAAAUUAUAUUCACAAAGAAGGAAAUGUUAAAAUUAGCAGUAAAAAGAGUUUAAAACAAUUCAAAAUGUUUAAAAAUAUAAAAAAUAACAGUAAAAGGGCUUAAGCCACAUCAGCACCUAUGUGUCUGGAUAGGCUAGCCUAAACAGAAAUGUUUCAGGCAGACUCUGAAGGUGCCCCUCUGAUAUCAAUGUGCAGGGAGUUCCGAAGUGUGGGUUCUGCCACACUAAAAGACCCGCAAGUAAACUGGUCCCAAGCCAUUAAGGGCUUUAUAUACUAAGAGUUGGGGUCCCUUCCAACUCUACAAUUCUAUCAUUCCUUCAGGGGCAGCACAACUCUGCCCAGGGCAGGUAAUUAACCAACUGAGGAUGGGAGUUGUAUUCCAGAUACACCUGGAAUACAACUCCCAUCCUGUACCUGGAGGGGUACAGUUUCCCAUCUCUGCUUUAACUGAAGCCACAGACCAUGCUCUGUAAGUGAGUAUCUGCUGGACCAAGCCAAGAUUAUGUCGCACUUCAGGCAUCAGACCUAUUUCCACCAUAUCCUCUUGUGUCUCGCAGUAAUGCCAUUACUCCAUUGAACGAUGGAACUCACACCUGUAGGAAGCAGUGACAGCCACCAACUUGGAUGGCUUAAAAAGAGGACUGGACAAUUUCAUGGAGGAGAGGGCUAUCGAUGGCUACUAGCCAUCAUGGCUAUGCUCUGCCUCCAAAGUCAGAGGCAGAAAUGCUUCUGAAAACCAGUUGUUGAAAGCCACCGGAGGGGAGACAGGAACCACAAGCUGUGUGUGAUGGGUGGGUGCCAGCUUCUGCUCAGGUGGAGGAUGAGAAGGGCCUGAGAAACAGAUCGUCAGGUCUGCUGCCUGCUCCCUGGCUCAACAACUUAGAUAGGGUUGCCAUAUGUCCAGAAAACACUGAAAUGUCCAGCAGCCCAACAACUUCUGUGCUUGGAUCAUGAAAUAUGGCAACACUAACUUUAGAGCAAAGAUGGAGAACCUGCAACCUUCCAGAUGUGUGUGUGUGUUUGAAUUAUUUUUUUUUAAAUUUUCAGUUUUACAAACAAUAACAAUGAAAGAAAUGAAAUACAAACAUCAUAUCCCUUUUUACUUUCCUCUGCCUCCCCCUUUUGUGGAUCUUUAUGUUUUAAUUUUCACUCUGCAUCUCAUCACUAACUUCAAUUAUUAUAAGUCCUUAAUCAAUCCAUAGUUCAAAUUUUUACUACAAGAUUUCUGUUGACUCUAACUAAUGAAGGUAAUUGCUUGGCAUAAUUUUUGCAGCCUUCUAGGUGUUGUUGAACUCCAGCUCCCAUAAGCCCCAGCCAGUAUGACCAACAGUCAGAGAUGAUGAGAAUUGUAGUCCAAAGACACUCAGAAGGCCAUACAUUCCCCACACUUGAUGUAGAUGUUUAGACACUACCUGAGAGGUCCAGCCUGCACCUCCACCAUUCCUCUCUCUUUCUUCCUCAGGUUGCUUCUCAGCUAGGGAUAGUGGAACAGACCUUCUCUCUCCCGCUCCAGCCCCACUUCCCCAUUCCCCAUAACUGCCACCGCAUCCUUGAGCCUCCACUGGGUCUGUCACGGCAGAUCAGUGGUGGUCAAAAUAAAGGGCUACCCUUGUAUAGAGGGCUGGUUGCUUCCUGUAAAAUCCAUCACAUGGGACAAAUGUCCCCAUUGUCCAACGCCCAAGGGACCUCUUUUCCGUUGACAACAAUUGCUUUGAAUAAAGAAGAUAGAUGGGGGUCAGUUUAAAAGAGUUUUGCUGCCUCUGGUGUUCAUGGUGUAGAACUGCACUAUGGUGUUCCAGCUCUGGAGGACUCGGUUAAAGUCGAUUAAUGAAGAGUCAUUCUGGUCCGAGUGCAUGUAUCUAUUAUGCAUACAUGCAAAUACAUAGAUGACUGAUAAGAGAUAAGUGAAAAGCUUCUGGGAAAUGAUAUAUAAUGAGAUGAAAAAGAUGUUGAAAUAUACAUUUAUUAAAAGAAACCAGAAGCAUUUCUACUAGGCAUUGUAGGUGAGGAUAUUAAUAGACAAGAUAAUAAAAUGUUUUUAUAUGUGACAACGGCUGCAAGUGUACUAUUGGCACAGAAAUGGAAACAAGAAGAAUUACCGACGAAAGAAGAAUGGCAGACGAAAUUAAUGGACUAUGCAGAAUUGGAUAAGAUGACAGGAAGGAUUCGAAAUCAGCGGGAUCAGAGGUUCUCAGAAGAUUGUAGUAAAUAUGUGAACUAUUUGAAAAGCAACUGUAAUCAACAGAUUACACUAGUAGGACUACAAGAAGUUUUGUAAGGAGGACUUUGUGAAAUAUUGCAGAGAAAAUUUAUGAAUAGAAUUAUAAGUUAAGGACUAUUAAAAGUAAUAGUGAACUUAAUGAAAUGCAGAUUAAGUGAUAAGGACUGAAAAAAAUAUUCAGAUGUAGUUGAUGGAAGUCCAAAAUGUUGUAUAAGAAAAUAUGCUAUAUGUUGGAAAUUAUAUCUAAAAAUCAAUAAAAAAAUUAUUUUUUUAAAAAAAAGAUGACUGAUAAGAUAGAUGAUAUAGAUAGAUAGAUAGAUAGAUAGAUAGAUAGAUAGAUAGAUAGAUGAUAGAUAGAUAGAUAGAUGAUAGAUAGAUGAUAGAUAGAUAGAUAGAUAGAUAGAUAGAUAGAUAGAUAGAUAGAUGAUAGAUAGAUAGAUGAUAGAUAGAUAGAUAGAUGUUGUUGUUGCUGUUUAGUCGUUUAGUCGUGUCCGACUCUUUGUGAUCCCCUGGACCAGAGCACGCCAGGCACUCCUGUCUUCCACUGCCUCCCGCAGUUUAGUCAAACUCAUGCUGGUAGCUUCGAGAACUCUGUCCAACCAUCUCGUCCUCUGUCGUCUCCUUCUCCUUGGGCCCUCCAUCUUUCCCAACAUCAGGGUGUUUUGCAGGGAGUCUUCUCUUCUCAUGAGGUGGCCAAAGUAUUGGAGUCUCAGCUUCAGGAUCUGUCCUUCCAGUGAGCACUCAGGGCUGAUUUCCUUAAGAAUGGAUAGGUUUGAUCUUCUUGCAGUCCAUGCAGUCUCCUCCAGAACCAUAAUUCAAAAGCAUCAAUUCUUCGGCGAUCAGCCUUCUUUAUGGUAUUCUCUCUCUCUCUCUCUCUCUCUCUCUCUCUAUCUCUCUAUAUCUAGAUAGAUGAUAGAUAGAUAGAUAGAUGAUAGAUAGAUAGAUAGAUAGAUAGAUAGAUAGAUAGAUAGAUAGAUGAUAGAUAGAUGAUAGAUAGAUAGAUAGAUAGAUAGAUAGAUGAUAGAUAGAUAGAUAGAUAGAUAGAUAGAUAGAUAGAUAGAUAGAUGAUAGAUAGAUAUGAGAGAGAGAGAGAGAGAAGCAGAGUGCAAAAUUAAGCCUGCAGUCAUGCAAGAUGUGGAGAAAAUAGAUAAGGAGAAGUUUUUCUCCCUCCUUCAUAACACCAGAACUCCUGGACGCCCAAGGAAGCUGAAUGUUGGAAGAGUCAAGACAAAUAAUAGCAAUUCUUUCUUCAUGAAGCACAUAGUCAAACUGCGGAACUUGUUUCCACAGGAACACAGGGAUCAUUACCAACUUGGAUGGAAUCAGACGAAUUCAUGGAGAAUGAGGCUGUCAAAGACUACUAACCAUAAUGGCUAUAUUCCACCUCUACUGCCAGAGUCAGUAAAUGCCCUUGAAUACUAGUUACUGGAAAUCACAAGAGCACUGCUGGCCCUGCUUUUGAGCUUCCCUUUGGGGCAUCUGUGAAAACAGGAUGCUGAACUCGAUGGGCCUUUGACCUGAACCACCCUGAGACUUCAGGAUGAAGGGUCGGCAAUAAAUCAUUACCACUACCACCAUGGAAUGGCAUCUAGCAUUCUGAAUACCAGUUGCUGGAAACGUAGGAUAGGAGAGAGCUCUUGUACUCAAGUCCUCCUUGCUGGUUUCUCAUGUGCAUCUGGUUGGCCCCUGUUGAGAACAGGAUGCUGCAAUAAAUUGGCCAUUGCCCUGAUCCGGCAAGCUCUUCUUAAGUUCUUAUGACCUUCAUCCUGCAAACACGUGCUUUUACUACUGAGCUACAGUACUCCCCAAAAACCUUUCGCAUGUACUGUAGCACAGUAACAGAUGAAGCUGCUUUAGGUUGAGUCAAGCCAGUGAUUCAUAGAGACCGGCAUUGGCUGAUCUGACUCACAGAAACACUUCAGUCUCAGCCAGAGGUAUUUCCCAGCUCUGCUACCCAAGGUGCUUUUAAUUAGUUUUGGAGAACUCAUCUAACCCCUGUUUUGAAACAGCUGUAUUGGCUGCCAGUUCAUUUCCGGAACCAAUUCAAGGUAAUCACUAUGGUGUUUAAAGCCCAAGUGACUCAGGCACCAAACACCUGAAAGACCCCUUCCUUCCCUGGCUGUGGGGGGAUCCUCUUAGUAGUCCCUCUACCCUCAGGUAUCUGUUGACAGGUGGCCUAGGAGAGGGUCUUCUUUGUGGCAGCCCCUAAGUUGUGGAACUCCUUCCCCAUAAAGGUGUGUCCGGCCACCUUCAUUAUAUUGCUCCUGUUGUAUGCCAAAGACUCACCUCUUUACCCUGGCCUUUGCCACUUGAGAUAUAGAUUUUCAGGCCCCACUUUAUUCCUGUGACUGUAAUUUCUUUCAAACUGUCUUUAAUAUUCAAUUUUAAAGUGCUGUCCCCCACCUUUGGACCUUAAAGUGGAGGAUGGGUAAGAAAUAAUAAUAAUAAUAAUAAUGUGAUGCUAACAUCCAAUACCAAGAGGAAGAUCUACCAGCUUGUGUGUUGAGCAUGCCACUUUAUGGAAGUGAGCUGUGAGCAACUUACAACUGUUAGGAGUGAUGCCUCAAUGCCUUCCAUAUGGGCUGUGUCAGGAGAAUUUUGGGUAACAGAAUUUGGGUAACCAAUUUAGCAGACCAACUCUGCGUUACAAGAUGUCUGCAAACAGGACAUGAUGGCUGGCAACAUCAACCCUACCAUCCCUUGCAGACAAUCGAAGUGCCUGGAGACAGGAGGUCAAGUCGUCUAUCUAUCACAGUGACCAGAGGAGAAAUGACCACUGGGAGGAGCACAGAAAGAAUAAACACCAUUGUGCAUCUGCAACAGCAUAACCAGAUGCCUUAAUCUGCUCCAGCUGUAACAAACAUGUUUCCCCCCCAUUGGUCUUUACAGCCAUAGAGAAAGACUAACAGGCAACUCCCUUCAAAAUGGAGAUUUGCAACUGAAUGCUCUACUCACAUAAUUUAAGGUUAAACACUCAUGUGAGACCAAGCAAAGAACAUCAACAGUGAAUUAUCAAACUGUUAGAGCUCAGAGAGCUUCAGUAUGCUUCAAUGGAAUUUUGCCAGUAUUAAACCCUUCAGCGAUAUACAUACAGGCAUUUCUCCAGUUCAGUGUGCAAUUAAACAAUUAUACUUAAAAGCUUUCUCCAGCUUUUGGACUCUAUGAUCUAGGAACAUGAGAAGAGCCUGGUAGAGGGAGAGCCAAUGGUCCAUCUAGUCCAGCAUUCUGUUCUCACAGUGGCCAACCAGAUGCCAGUGGGAGACCAGAAAGCAGGACUCAAGCACAAGAGCUCUCUCCUAUCCUGUGGUUUCCAACAACUGGUAAACAUUUUUGCUUUCAACUGUGGUGGUGUGGAGCAUAACCAUUAUGGCUAAUAGCCAUCAAUAGCCCCCAUGAUUUUUUAAAAAGCUUAUUUAUUAAUUUUUCACAAAGAAAAAAAAACUUUUAAAAUUUUAACAUAAACCAUAAGUUUACUUUAUCAAUUGACUUCCCACCCUCCCCUUCUAUGGUUUCCAUAUUUACCCUUGAACACUGCUUAUUUCCGCCUAUAUUAUUUAAUACAUUCAAUUUAACCUAUUUAUCUUAAUAAUUCACACUGUUGCUCACAUUUCAAGUCCUGCUCAUAUUUUCAUCUCACUAUAAUAGCUCUUGAAAUACUCGAUAAAAGGUUUCAAGUCCUCAAGGAAUUUUUCGUCGUUUUGGUCUCCAACCUUUGCUCUUCAUCUUGCCAGUUCUGCCAGUACUCCAUCAUUGCCAAAAGCCAAUCUUCCUUUGCUGGAACCUCUCCUUCUUUCCAUCUUUGGGCACACAAUAUUUGUGCUGCUGUCGUCGUGUACAUAAAUAAAUUAGCCAGCAACUUGCUCCUCCUGAGACUUCCAGCAACUGGCAUUGGGAAGCAUUACUGCCUCCAGCUGUGCAAGGAGAGCAAAGUCAUUGUGGCUAGCAGCCCUUGAGAGCCUUCCAUGAAUUUGUCUAAUCUUCUUUCAAAGCCAUCCAAGUUGGUGGCCAUCCCUGCCUCCUGUUGGAGCGAGUUCCAUAGUCUUAACUACAGUGGUACCUCGGGUUAAGUACUUAAUUCGUUCCGGAGGUCAGUACUUAACCUGAAACUGUUCUUAACCUGAAGCACCACUUUAGCUAAUGGGGCCUCCUACUGCUGCCACGCUGCCGGAGCACAAUUUCUGUUCUCAUCCUGAAGCCAAGUUCUUAACCUGAAGCACUAUUUCUGGGUUAGCGGAGUCUGUAACCUGAAGCGUAUGUAACCCGAGGUACCACUGUACAUGCCAUUGAGGAAGCAUCUCCCUAAAUGUGCAUGCCUGCUGGGAAAACAAGUGCUUCCGGGAAAGGUCAUCUCACUUUGCCCGAACCAUAACUCUCUCUCUCUCCCUCUCUCAUGCGCGUGCAUGUGUGUUUAAUGUGCCUGUUUCCACUUGACUGAAAUUGAAGAGGGUGUUGAAAUCCUGAGCUGGGAGUCGGUCUGCAGUACCUGUCCAUUAGAAAAAUAAUAAUGUGCAUUUCACAUUUGAACUUCACAUCUUGAAUCAUCUCGAGGUGUGUUGAUGAGCCACUGGAACCCCCGGAGGCACCAAUUAUGCUUCCCACCAUCAGGCCGUGACUUGCUUGCAUGCCAAAUGUAUAAUGAAUGCAUUUUUAUGCGUCAGGCUCUGGAGGACUUUGCAGACCUCCUCAAUAACCAGCUUUGGGGACAUGGUCCACUUAAUUCAUAUCUGGCUCCUUGAUUGACUUCUGUCGGCAGGUGGUGAUCAUUCCCUUGCUGUGUGCCAAGGGAGGGGGUGUCUGAGUGCCUCAGAGACGUCAGUAUCAGGAGAGCUGGAUUUACAAUGCUCUUUGGUUCUGGAGGGACUCUGGGAAGAAUACAGUGGACGGAUCAGUGUCAUAGGAUGGAGGUUUUCCAACUAGGUUCAGGGGACUUUUGAGACUCCUUGUAAGCUUAAAUUGGAUUUCUCAAAACAGUAAUGUUAGGUGAGAUUCCUUGUAAAGACAGAUGUCUCACAAAGACAUUGAAAGUCAACCUUCCUGCGUAAAGUGUGUCUGUGGGAGGGUAAUGACUGCCUUGCUGUUGUGGGGGAAAACAGGAUCUCCCUUGUUUCCCUGAACGCUUGCAGAGUAUGCAAUUCCAUGCAUUUGGGGACCCAUUUUUGCCAUGUCUUUGUAUGUUGGUUGUGCCCCUGUUGCGGUCCACCUUAGAUCAGUCCACACCCACCAGUGGCCGAUCAAUGUUCUCGGGCAUAAUCCCAAUUCACAUGAAGCAAUAAUGAUGUCCAGAAAGCCUCUAGAGCAUGUGUGGGGGAUGUUGGACCCUUCCGAGGUUGCUAAACUACAGCUUCCAUCAGCCCCAGCAAGCAUAGCCAAUGACAAGGAUGAUGGGAGUUGUAGUUCAGCAACCUCUGGAAGGCCACACCUCUAGACUAUGCCCCACAGUUCUCAGCUGUGUGUCAGAGUUCCAUAACUGCUAGAUUUCUUUACAGCUACCCCAUGUGGUUAACCUUUGGGCUACAUUGGUAGCCUUUUCUGGGAGGUACCUUCAGGCCCUAGACUGACUGCUGAUCCAAGCUGCCACUGGAGCCCCCUGUGCAGGAACGAGCAUAAGAGGACUUCUUGUUCCAACUGAGCCUUGCUUGACUAAGCAGGUCUUCCUGAUCUGCAGUGUUUUUCUGUAUCUGCAGUUGCUCCUUGGUCCUGCAUCUUGCUUUCGCCUUUGGUCCAGACUUCCGACUUCUAUUGAAGCGGAAUAUCGGAAAAUUCAUGAAAGACAAAAGGAAGAACAUCUUCACACAGCACAAACUAUGGAAUUGUCUACCACAAGAGGGAGCAACGGCCACCUACUUGGGUGGAUUUAAAAGAGGAUAAAACAAAUUCAUGGAGGGGAAGGUUAUCAAUGGCUACCAGCUGCAAUGACUACGUUCAACCUACUCUGUUGGAGGCAGAACGGCCCUGAGUACCAGCUGCUGGGAAUCACAAAUGGGGCGAGACCUUCUGUGCUCUGGUUCUGCUUUUCAGCUAUCCAUAGUUUCCUGGUUUGGGUGUAAUGGGAAACAGUGGUUUGACAAAACCCAGAAGUGUUCUGUCACAACACAUAAGAGAAGGGAUGAGUAGUUCAGGCAUAACACUAUUUCCUGGUGUUUGUGUGAACUGGGUGUUGGAAUAAAUGGGUCUUGGGCCUGAUCCAGCACGGUUCUUAUGAGAUGCAACCACCACCAUGGGGAAGGCUGAUUUGGGACACAGGAAAGUUCCUUAUGCUGAGUCCAUCUAACUCAGCAUUGCCUUUCAACACCAGUUGCUAGGAAUUGCAACUGGGGAGAGAGUGGUCCAGCAUCUGAGCUUCCCUUUGGGACAUCUGUGAGAACAAGAUACUGGGCUGGAUGGACCUUUGGCCUUAUCCAGUCAGACUUUUAUCACAUUCUUAUGGAUGGCUUUAAUAGGAGAUUAGACAAACUCAUAGAGGAUAAAGCUAUUGAUGGCUACUAGCCAGGCUUGUUAUGUCCAGCCUCUACGGCUGGAGGUAGGAGGGCUCUGAAUAUCAGUUACUGGGGAUUGCAGGUGGGGAAAGUGCUCAUAUAACAUUCUUAUGUUCCUGGGAUCAGCAGUUGUGCUCAAUCUUCCCUUUCAUCUCUUUGCUUCAAAGGCUGUGGCAUCAAGUUGUGCACAAACCCCAAGUGAUCUCUUUUUUGCGCCAGAGUUUGGCGAUCCAACUAUACUUCCAGAAAUGUCUUUGAUAAUGCCCUUUGGGCCACAGGCACCUCAGAAGCCUGGACACAGCAUCAAAGAGAAUACCGCUUUGAGGAGUACAGGAAGGUCUGAUGAAAAGACAGGGAGGUAGGAAAUGGUUCUGUUUAUCAUAAGAACACGUAGAAGUACAGUGGACCCUCCAGAUACAAACUUAAUUCGUUCCGGGGGUCCAUUCACACCCCGAAAAUUACGUAAAUAGGAGGCGCAUUUCUGUGCAUGUGCACAGCACGAUUGAGCGCUUCUGCAAAUGCACAAGGCGCACAAAGCGCUUCUGCACAUGCGUGCGCGGCGAAACCCAGAAGUAUAUACCUCCAGGUUUGCCGUGGCCAUAACCCAAAGAUUCCGUAUCCAGAGGGCUAUGUAAGUAGAGGUACGACUGUAGUGAGUUUUUGCCCAGGUAGGCUGAGAUGGAGAGAAGGGGGCUUGCUCCCCAGGCUCAAAUCAAGGUGCUGUUUAACUUAGAAAGGGACUUUCCUGAAGGCUACAGUUGUCAUAGGGGCUGUGCUCCAAAUCUCUCAACCCUGAGAGGCAAGGCUGCUGCCAGGUGCAGUAGAGAAGAGCGGGGAAGUAUUUUCAGCCCAAGGACAACCUCUUGGGGGCCACAUGCAAGUGGUCUGCAGAGCCGGAAGCAAAAGUAGCCAGAGCAAUGGAAUGGCGAUUUGACUUUUGUACAGUAGGCUCAUUUAAAGCAACCCUGGAUAGCUCAGUUGGUUAGAGCAUGGUGCUGAUAACGCCAAGGCUGCAGGUUCGAUCCCCAUAUGGGACAGUUGCAUAUUCAUUCCAGCAUUGCAGGUGGUCGGACUAGAUCAGUGGUUCUCAACCUGUGGGUCCCCAGAUGUUGUUGGACUACAACUCCCAUCAUUCCUAGCCAGCAUGACCAGUGGUCAGGGAUGAUGGGAGUUGUAGUCCAACAACAUGUGGGGACCCACAGGUUGAGAAGCACUGGACUAUAUGAUCCUCUGGAUCUUUUCCAACUCUACAAUUCUAUGAUUCUAUGCUCCUUCCAGGCAAGCAACUGGUAUUGCCAGAGUUCAAGGGCACAUUCCAGCCAGGCAAAAACAUUCCCCAAAGUGUGUGAAGUAGGGUCAGUGAUGGGUGUGGCCUAGUGACCCUCUGUGAUUUCAGGCAGGGAGUCUCUCCCUGUCCUGCCAGGAGAUGUCAGGGGUUCAACCCAGGACCUUCUACAUGCCAAGCAGAUGCUCCUCCAACCGAGCUAUAGACCUUCCCCAGCCAGCAUGGCAUCUGUGCAUGUACAUUUUUGGUACUGGUUCCAUAAUUCUGGGGGCCCGGGAAAAUGGCACCUUCAAUGGACACUCCCAACCUGCAAGGGGGUGAGACAUGCAAGCUGAGAAUUCACCCAGGCUGCAUCAGAUUGUCUUGGAUACUCUGUGGCAACUGGAAGGGAAGGAGUGGCACUGCCAGGGCUGGGGUGAACCCUCUUUGGGGCAAAUACCCAACCUAGACACCUUCCAGAGCUAGUCCUAGGAUGCACACAGUGUUCUGGAGGCAAAUGCAACUGCUAGCUGCGUCCAGGGUUUACGCCACCGUGCAGAGAACUGCAAAGUUUUGGUUAAUAAUCACAGGCUGCCCGUUUGUUUCUGGGCCCAGUUCCAAGUACCUACGAAGCAGGGACAGGGAAGUGUUUUCCUACACAAGGUUCUCUAAGCAAGUCCCACGGACUCGGACACUGACGCAGGCUGUGGUGCACAUCUCAGAGGCUGGCAAUGCUCCAGCCCCCACAUCGAUCUCCUCAUUAAUUCCACCAUUGUCCUGUCUCCCUGCCUGGUUUCACAGUCUGCUCAGUGCCACCUGCCUCCCCUGCACCAGCAGACUCUUGAACAGGACUGAAGGUGCCCCGUGGACGAUGCAUGUCCUUGUAUAACGGCACCUUUGCUUGCUUGCUUUUAACUCAUUUAUCCAGCUUCACAAAGGGCUGUUGCCAUGGAGGGCAGGGAAGGGGAAGCCUCUCAAGGGUAUUGCAAGCCUCUUCCCUGAACUUGGAAGGGCCACAGCUGAAUGGCAUGGCGUUUUCGCCGCAUGCAGAAGAUCCCCACUCCAAUCCCUUGCAUCUCCAGGUAGAACCAGCAAUGCCCCUUGCCUGAAUCCCUGGAGAAUAUUGUCAGUGCUGACAAUACUGAGCUAGAUGGGUGAGACUCAGUAGAGUAAAGGGAUGUAGCUCAAUGGAAGAGCAUCUGCUUUGCAUGCAGAUUCAAUCCUUGGUGUCUCCAGGUAGGGCUUAGGAGAGACCUCUACCUGAAUCCCUGCACAGACUCUGCCAGCCAUUCAUUGUUGACAAGACAAAGCUGGAUGGACCAACGGUCUGAUGUAGUAUAAUGAAGGACCAUAGCUCAGUGGUCCAACAUCUGCCUUGCCUGCAGAAGGUACCAGAUUCAAUCCUUGACUUCUCCAGGUAAGGAUGGGAAUGUCUCCCUGUCUGGAGUCCAGGAAAGCCUCUGCUUGUCAGUGUAGACAAUAAUGAGCUAGAUGAAUGAACAAGUCCAGCUUCCGCUUCCAAACUUUUCAGCUGACAUUCAAAAAGCCCCUAGUCUGUCCUUGAAGAUACAAAAUAGAAGGACAAUGCAUAAGGCCUGCCCUCUGUCUAUCUUGAUGGCAUCAAGUGGCCUGUUUUGCCUGCGCUGGUGAUCAGCUGGUUGUCCUUGUUGAUCAGUUGAUCAGCAGUGCCUGGAAACCCCUACUAGCCCAGCUGAAUCUUUACCUGCCCCACACCUGACAUCAUAUAUGAUGGCACAUGUAGGGAAGGUCAUUUGGCCAAAAUUGCUACAAAGGGCAAAUGAGGAAGUUUGAUGAGUGUUCUCCCACCCUUGAUCAAUAGCCCUCUAGCAGAUGUGGGGAUCCUUUGGCCCUCGGGAUGCUUCUGAAUUAUGUGAGAUCAUAAGAAGAGCCUACUGGAUCAGGUCCAUCAAGUCUAGCAUCCUGUUAUCAAAGUUGCCAGUUUACAAAGGGAAAAUUUCAAGCAGAAAUUGGGCACAAGCAGUGGCGUAGCGUGGGGAGUGCAGGGGGGGCCGGCUGCACCGGGCGCAACAUCUGGGGGUUAGGGUUAGGGGGCGCAAAUCCACGGGUUAGGGGGCGCAAAUUACUUGCCUUGCCCCGGGUGCUGACAACCCACGCUACGCCACUGGGCACAAGAACCCUCCUGUGGCUUCUAGCAACUGGUCCUCAGAAGCAUUCCUGCCUCUGACCAUAGAGGAAGAGCAUAGCUACUCUGGCUGGCAGCCCUCCAUAGCUCUCUUCUACACGAAUUUGUCCAAUCCUCUUUUAAAGCCAUCCAAGUUGCUGGCCAUCAAUGCUUCCAGCAGAAGUGAGUUCCAUAGCUUAACUGGCUAUCAUCCGUGCUUGCUGGGGCUGAUGGGAGUUGUAGUCCACCCAGCAGCAUCUGGAGGGCUUAUGGUUCCCCGUCACCUGCUUUACAGGAUCUUCUCAUUCUCCUUGCAAACCCGCCCCGCUCCCAGUACCUGCUUUUCAACUCUGCAGCCAAGUCUCCCUCCCCCCACCCCCUGCCCUGGGGGCUCCCAGUCUCUGCAACCAGCGCACCCCCCCUUGUGCUCACCCACCCAGCCAAGUGAAAUUAAUUUCACCGUGCACGUCCCAUGAAACGCUUGCCUGUGUAAAACACUUGCCUAAAUGCCGAACGGUAUUAUGUGCCUCCCGAUUCGCUCUGUCUAUUAAUUUCACAACCCUAAUUUACCAAACCACCAAUCAAAUAUUCUUUGGCAAUAUUUGUACUUUAUCACCCAUGAUGUUUAAUUGCUCGUAGCUUCCCCUCUUUCCAGGACUUUUCGAGGUGGUUCUCUGUUUAAUAUUCAAACCAGGCAGUGAAAUGAGACACAUUAAUCGAACCGUGUGGUUAUGAAAACCUUCUUUUCCUUCUCCUUCUCCUUUUCCUUUUCCUUUCUCUCUCUCUCUCUCCCCCUCUCUCGCCUUGGCUGGAAACGGAGGCUGUAUCUCGCUUCCUGCAGAAUGUGGGCAGGACCGCCCUACAACCUUGUUGGCUUCGGGAAUAAUGGCUUGGAAAUGGAUCCUUCUCUCUCUCUCUUUGGCUAAUUUCCCUUUUGUCACAGACAAGAUGCCAGCACACAGAGAACGACAGAUGUUAAGCCUUUGUCAUAGUUAGCUUGGGCUUGUCAAAGUCAGGACGGGGAACGGAGCCGAAUGGAAGGAAGUUUUCCAAACUGCGCUAUAAAUAUAGUCAAAACCACAUCUUUAAAAGCAAUUAGGCGAAAGGCAUCUUUGCGGAUUAAUUGCAUGGUUUUCGGUGGAUUAACCGGUUGAUUAAAUCCGCAUGCAAAUAGGACAACGGCCCAGGAGAAUGACGAAAAGGGCUCUUUCUUUGUUUUUAGAUCAGAGGGGGAGAAUCUCAGGCCAGGAGUCCACAUGCAGCCACAACCUUUCUGGGUGUGAGGUGUUAAGGGUAAUGGUUUAAUUGACACAGAAAUGAAGAAUGGCUUAAGGUAGGGUUAGCACAAGCCCGGAAUUUCCUGGGCAUAUCCAGAAUACUGUGUCUGGGCAGAAAUCAGUAAGAAUACCUGGGGAAAUCCUGAUUGUGUGGCAGCCCAUGCAAGCAGUGCCAUUUUUUUGCCAAUUUUCCAUAAAAAUAGCCCAAAAGCUAAAAAAAAAAAGCCCCUCCCUUCUUAUGCUGGUCUACAACCAUAAUAAAGAUUUGUUGUUGUUGUUGUUGUUGUUGUUGUUGUGUUCUUUAAAAAAAAGGUCAACAACUUAGCCGCCAACCCUCGCCUCCACCCAAAAAGAAAAAAAGCUCAACAAAUUUUCUGUCCAGAUUUUCACUGUUUGAAAUAUGGCAACCCUACCUAAAGGUAUAUCACAGAAGGUUUAACAUGGGGUUCUACCAUGAGGCUAGAUUGAAACCAAGGAGAGCACUUUGCACUCUUGCUAAGUGGUAGCUGACAUUUGAGUGUUCUAACCUUAGAUUAUGUAGGAGGUAUUGGGUUGCAAAUCUCCAUCUUGAAGGGAGUUGCCUUUGAGUCUUUGUAUCCCAAAUUCAACUGAGUGAAAAUGUAAAAUGAAGCUCUCCUGAAGGGAGAGUAAACAGCCCGGUAGCUGGAAUUGUUUGGCUGUUUUGGCUGUGGAGAGGUCUCUUUGGAUUAUUUAAUAUGCUUUUAGGUCUCUUUGGAUUAUUUAAUAUUUUCUGAGAUGCUGAGCCUGUACUGGACAGCACAAGACAUUGUAUGCAUAUUUUGGACAUAACAUUUGAUGUAUUCUGUUUCAUUUUAAUGAGUUCUGCCAGUAAAAGUUUAAAUAAUAUUUUUAUGGGUCUGGGCAAAGAUUUAUUCCAAAAGGAGUCAGUUCUUAUGCUUCCAGUUGCUUCAAACUGCAACAAUAUUAAUAUCUGCAACAAGAGAUGCAGAGAAAGUCUCAUCUAAGGUUUGUAGGUAAUUAUAUUAAUGAAUGCUAUUCAUCAGCCAAAAAGUUUUUCAUUCAACAAGCCAGCCUUUGGCAAUGUGGUGCCCUCUGGAUGUUUUGGACUACAACUCCUAUCAGCCCCAGAAAGCACAGCUUUGCUGAUGGUCUGGCUAAGAAUAAGGCAACUUCCUACCUUCUUAUGGAAAUCAGCCCUUUAUUCUGAAUACUGAGGAUUAGGACUUACUUUAUUUUAAGGGAAGGACCGAAGCUCAGUGGUAGAGCUAUCUCUCCACUUGCUUCAAACCACCCAAAAGUGUUUAGGCAGCUCUGUUAUUUACUUAUUAGUAAAAAGAGGAGGGCAAUAGCUCAAUGGCAGAGCAUCUGCCUUGCAAGCAGGAGGUCCCAGACUCAGUACCUGUUAUCUCCAGGUUGGGCUACCUGAAACCCUGGAGGGCAGCUGCCAGCCAGUGUCAGCAGCACUGAGCUAAGUGGACAAGGCAGCUUCCUAUGUUUUGCUGUUUCAAUAGCUGGCCCCUUCCUUUUUUGCACAGAGUGCUCCAAAAAGGACAGAAGCAGUAUUCAUGAAUUCUCCAUUUGCCCAUUUCAACUCUUCCAAGCCAAAGGGGUUCACACGGAGCCCUCAGCCUCCUAGAAAACAUCCUUGCUGCAGCAGCUGCUGAACAACAGUCAUAACUUACCAACCAAGAAUUCAUUUCCGAGAGCAGAGGAAAUUGGGACACACACACACCCCACUGUGACACUUCGGUUUCAGGUUUAAUGUUCCUAUUUAGUUCAAAUGCCCAAUUUCUACACUGAUUUAUACUUCUUCUCCUUUCCAUUUAUCUUUGCUCUGUUCGAAACAUUUAAAAAGGUCUUUCUUCAGCAAUAGAAGUGGUAGAAUAGCAGGAAGGGUGUUAUGUAAUUCAAGCCCUGGGACACAAGAGAAUCACCUCCUUCCUUGACCCCCUUCAUCACUUUAUGCAGGAUUUCUUAAAUACUCUGUGAGCAUCUCUUAUUUGCAUGUGAACCACUGAAAUGAAAUGGUGGUGAGUGGUGCACAUUGAGAUUGAUAGGGCGGGAGGCAGGGAGCUGGACAGCAGGUGGUGCCACAGCCCGUGACACGCAAAGCCAACUAAUUCUAGUUUUGACCUCCUCCUCCUCUCUGCUGCAACACUAAGACUAAGGAGGAGGGAGGUGACAGGCAGGGCCACCCCCGAGCAAGUUGUAAGAAAGAAGGCUGGCAGGUAGAGGCUGACUGGGAGCAGACUAAAGUUGGUGGGUCACUGCCUCUUUCACCCUAACAGACCAGCCUCCGCUGUUGAAAUGGACUUUCACUGAGCAAUGAUAUUUUAAAAUUUAACGUGAAAUGCUAACUUGGAAUAUGGAAUGUCCUAAGGCUACUUGAGGGACGCGGGUGGCGCUGUGGGUUAAACCACAGAGCCUAGGACUUGCCGAUCAGAAGGUUGGCGGUUUGAAUCCCCAUGACGGGGUGAGCUCCCGUGUCUCGGUCCCUGCUCCUGCCAACCUAGCAGUUCAAAAGCACAUCAAAGUGCAAGUAGAUAAAUACCUUCCAGCGGGAAGGUAAACGGCGUUUCCAUGCGCUGCUCUGGUUCGCCAGAAGUGGCUUAGUCAUGCUGGCCACAUGACCCAGAAACUAUAUGCCAGCUCCCUCAGCCAAUAAAGCGAGAUGAGCGCCGCAACCCCAGAGACGGCCACGACUGAACCUAAUGGUCAGGGGUCCCUUUACCUUGACUUUUUAAGGCUACUUGAGGGUUUUGCCAAGGGAUCUUGUUGGCUACUGAGAGAACAAGAUGCUGGAUUUUAUUAUUAUUAUUAUAUUCCCCAUCUGGCUUAGCUGGACCAUUGGCCUGAUCCAGCAGGGCUUUUCUGAUGCACUUAAGCAGACAUAUGUAGGAUAGCUCAGUCGGUAGAACAUGAGAAUCAUAAUCGCAGGGUAAGUGGUUUGGGCCUCACACUGGGCAAACGAUCCCUGCAUUGCAGAGGGUUUGACUUAGAUGACCCUCAUGGUCCCUUCCAACUCUAUGGUUCUGUGAGUCUAUGACUGCAGUGUUCGACAUGCGGGCACCUCUUGAUUGUUUACAGAGACAUCAUGCAGGCCAUCACGCAAGCUGACAGCUAUCAAGCACUGCCAAGCAGCUAAUAGGACGGUAUGUCCACUGUCAGAUUCUAUCAAGGACUUAACGCAAUUGCCUACCAACCCGCAAAUGGUCCAGUGGAAGAUCUCAUUACAUAGAUCUAUCAAAUACAGUCAAGUUCCGAGCACCACAGGAUGUCAAUUCGAGUCACCAAAGAUCCUGUGAACAGUCAGAAAAAUAGUUAAGUGUUCUAAAAGAAUAACCAGCAUCAAAACUGGCUUGCAGCUGUCCAGGUCUGAAAAAGUUAACUCAAGGACCUUGCGGUGUAGGUUGGUUGGUGUUAAAAGGCAGUAGGGGACACCCCAGGAGCCAGGUACAAUUUUUCUCAUCGACAUUUAUGUUUAUGGGAACAGUAAUUGAGAGGAGUUAUAGUGGAUCUGUGUGCAGUGGGCAUGCCAUAGUGCUCUAUUGCCCACGUGCCCAGGGUCUUAAGAAGCUGGCGCAAGCUGCCAUCACACAGGAGAAGAGUCUUUAAGUAGAGCCCUUAAAGGCUUUCAAGCAGCCUUGCCCAAUCUAUCGCCUGUUCCUUGUCUGUGUUUUAUUUACUGUGGACUGAAAGUAUUUGUGUGUGUGUGUGUGUGUGUGUAGUUUCUGGGCAUUGCUAGACAGGGAACAUUAAACUGCUGAUACCCUUAUGUCAUCUCAUAUAUAUAUAUAUAUAUAUAUAUGUGUGUGUGUGUGUGUGUGUGUGUGUGUGUGUGUGUGUGUAUACACACACACACACACCCCUAUGGUGCGACUGCAUUUGGAAUACUGUACUUUUUCUGGUUGUCUCACCUCAAAAUGGAUAUUGUAGAGUGAUGAAAGGUUCAAAAAAAGGGCAACCAAAAUGAUCGAGAGGGUGGAGAGACUCCCCUAUGAGGAGAGAUUGCAGCUUUUGGGAGUUUAGAGAAAAGGAGAGUUAGAGGCGAUAUGAUAGAAAUGUAUAAAAUGAUGCACAGCAUGGAGGAACUGGACAGAGAAAUGUUUUCCUCCCUCUCACUAGAGCUGGCAGACAUCCAGUGAAGCUUGAAUGUUGAAAAAGCCUGGACAGAGAAAAGAAAGGGCUUCUUCACACAGUUAAACUAUAGAGUUGUCGUCCCCCAUCCCCCCCAGGAAGCAGUGAUGGCCACCAACUCGGAUGGCUUUUUGAGAGAAUUGGACAAAUUCAUGGAGGAGAGGGCCGUCAGUGGCUGCUAGUCAUGAUGGCUGCAUUCUGCCUCCACAGUCAGAUACAGUUACUAUGCUUCUAAAGAGCAGUUGCUGGAAACCGCAGGAAGGGAGAGGGCUCUUGUGUUCGAAUCCUGAUUACAGGCUUUCCACGGGCAUCUGGUUGGCCACUGUGAGAACGGGAUACUGGACUAGAUGGGUCAUUGGCCUGACCCAGAGAGGCUCUUCUUAUGGGUAUUUUUUAGUACAGAAUAUGGACACCUGUGUGUGUUCUGGGCGCAGCCCAACCACAGACUGUGGGCCUUGACAAAUGCCUAACAAUGCCAUCUCCCUGGUAGUCAUCUACAGUGGUUCCUCGGGUUACAGACGCUUCAGGUUACAGACUCCACUAACCCGGAAGCAGUACCUCGGGUUAAGAACUUUACCUCAGGAUGAGAACAGAAAUCACGGCGCAGCGGCGCAGCAGCAACAAGAGGCCCCAUUAGCUAAAGUGGUACCUCAGGUUAAGAACAGUUUCAGGUUAAGAAGGGACCUCCGGAACGAAUUAAGUUCUUAAACCAAGGUACCACUGUACAGUGGUGCCUCGCAAGACGAAAUUAAUUCGUUCCGCGAGUUUUGUCGUCUUGCGAUUUUUUUCGUCUUGCGAAGCACGAUGUCGGGAAAGUUUUGGAAAAGCUUCAAAAAUCUCCAAAGUCUUUAAAAACCUCAAAAAAGGCUACCACAACGCGUUCCAUGAGUUGCUCCUCGAAGUCAAGUUGCAACUGUAUUAACGGUGUUAAGAAAAAGGAAACAAACUUGCAAGACGUUUCCGUCUUGCGAAGCAAGCCCAUAGGGAAAAUCGUCUUGCGAAGCAGCUCAAAAAACAAAAAACCCUUUCAUCUAGCGAGUUUUUUGUCUUGCGAGGCAUUCGUCUUGCGAGGUACCACUGGAUUUGUUUGAAGGAGGUGCCCCAGGUCCUUUCUCCCCUCCAUUCCCACCUCCUCCCAGCUGUGGAAAAUAUGCCCGUGCUGCCCAGGGCAGACGUGCUCCCGAGGGGGGCAUGGCAUGGAUGGUGCCCUUCCAGGCACGGGAUAGCCUCUUGGGUGCCUAGAGCAGUGUGCGUGCCCUGAAGCCAGAGGCGGAGCGAGCCGCUCACAGGGCAAAGCAAGCCACCCAUGACAGACAUUUGCCAUGCCGCCCACCCACAACUCCCAAGCCUCCCCUAAGCUGUCAAAACAAAGGGGGAAGAGGGAAAUGCCGCCGGCAAAGUGGCGCAGCUCCUCCCCUUACCCCAAUGGCUUGGGGUAGGCUGGGGAGUCAUGGGCAGGAGGUGCGCCAAAUGUCACCCCCCUCAGUGAGGGCACCCGGGGUGAUCCGCCCUCACCUCACCCUUCCUACGCCCCUGCCUUCUCCCACUGUAUUGUCCCUCUGGUGCAGGAUGUGGAAACAGCUUCCCCAUUGGCAAAGGAAGCCCACCCCCCACAUCCUUUAGAGCUACACACCUGACAAGUAAAACACCCAAGUCUACUAUACGUUUUGGUGAGGUGUACACUGGUGCGCGAGGGACACGGGUGGCGCUGUGGGUUAACCACAGAGCCUAGGACUUGCCGAUCAGAAGGUCAGCGGUUCGAAUCCCCACGACGGGGUGAGCUCCUGUUGCUCGGUCCCUGCUCCUGCCAACCUAGCAGUUCAAAAGCACGUCAAAGUGUAAGUAGAUAAAUACUCCGGCGGGAAGGUAAACGGCGUUUCCAUGUGCUGCUCUGUUUUGCAAGAAGCGGCUUAGUCAUGCUGGCCACAUGACCCGGAAGCUGUACGCCAGCUCCCUCAGCAAAUAAAGCGAGAUGAGCGCCGCAACCCCAGAGUCGGCCACGACUGGACCUAAUGGUCAGGGGUCCCUUUACCUUUACCUUUACCUUUACACUGGUGCGCAUGCAGAGUGUUGCUAUUCUCAAGCAGGUUUCAGUCACCUGCAAGCAAAUUCAGGCCACUCGGUCAAAGUGGAUUCAGAGCCCACUUCCCCAAAAUAUCAGACCAUUUUUUGUCACAAAGCAGCUGGGAAGUGAAGGAUGAGAACGUAAGUGGUAACGCCAAACAUAUGCAGUGGACAAGUGUCAAUGUAUUUGUGUUCUGGGAUCAGGUUUUCAAUGAAACUGAUAAAAUUGCUCAACAAUAUGUCAGGAAGACCCCAGAACUUGCUCUGCUAAAUUUAUUUACAGAUGAUAAUAUGGAGUUGAGAGAUAAACCACGAUAGGAUACGUAUUAGAAGCUGCUCAUAUGACUAUUGCACCUUUUUGGAAAGACCGUUAAGGUGCUAAUUUAACAGCAUGGUAUGAAAGGUUUCAGCAGAUAAAAUCACAUGUAAACUAAGAAUAGCUAGAGGAAAUAAACACAGAGAUUGGUUUGCGAGAGACCAGUGGAAUUUUAUCGCUUAUUGCUUAUACAAAUACUUCAGACAGCAAACAGAAAGUCCCUAGGGUGUGCUCCAGAAUAUGGAUCUGUUAAAUGUUUGUUCUCACUUCUUAUUAAUUUAAAUACGCUAUCUCUGCAUUUAUAUGAACUUCUUUGUGGGUGUCUGAGCAUAGAAGCUUCUUGGUGUUUUUCUUCUGAUUUUGUUCAGCUUGUUACGGGGUAGAUUUCAUAACAUCCUUUUGUCUUUUGUUAAAUUGUUGGUGCUUGUUAUGUAACUUAAGAAAAUAAAUAAAAGACCGACACAGAGAGAGAGAAAUUAGUUUUUUCAAUUGUUUUUAAUAUUGUGUAAUAUUGUAUGUUAAUAUUAAUGUUUGUUUCCAUUGUUGUAACCCACCCUGGGACCUGAGGGUGAUGGGUGGAUAAAUAAUAAUAAUAAUAAUAAUAAUAAUAAUAGUGCCCUGCUGGAUCAUGCCAGCAGCCCAUCUAGUCCAGCAUCAUGUUCUUACAACAGCCAGCCAGAUGCCUGGGCAAAACUCUCAAGUGAGACCAGAGCACAACAGCCCUCGCCCCUCCUGUGACUUCCAGCAACUAAUAUUCAGAAGUAUCCCUGCCUCUGACUGUAGAGCAGGAGUAGGCAACCUAAGGCCCAUGGGCCACAAGCGGCCCACGGGGGUCGUUUAACCAGCCCUGAGCCACCCCCAAACUAAGUCACCUGCUCAGCAAGUCUCCAUGCGCUGCACUAAACCAGUGCAGUGCGUCGUGAGGACUCGCUUCUGCAGUGCCAGAAAUCGCAUCUGCGCAUGCUCAGAUGCCGAAAAUCAUGUCUGUGCAUGCUCAGACGCUGGAAAUCGCGGCCGCGCACACUCAUGCGUGUGCACAAUCUGGCCCACAGAGGGAUCUCUGCUGGAGUGAACCAGCCCAGGUGAGGUGAACCUUGCCGACCCCUGCUGUAGAGGCAUCAUUAGGCUAUCACUGAUAGCCACUGAUACCCACUGAUACCCACUGAUAGCCUUAACCUUCAUGAUCAAUCAGCUUCAAGCAAAUCAGAAUACAUGUUCAAUAAAUAGCAGAUAUUGUCUAACUCCCCUCCAAACAAAUCAGAAUGAAUGCUCAAUAAACAAGUCAUCUAGAAGCAAUCUAAGUGUUUUGUCUGUUUGGAAGAGGGGGGGUUCUGUGCCUCACUGGGUUUUCUGCUCUGAAACGUGUGUGUGUGUGUCCCCAUGACAGUUUUUGAUUUCCAAAUGUGCCCUCAAGGCCACAAAGAGUUAGGAGCCCAUAAAUCCACACAUAAAUAAUAAAUUGCCACCUUGCCUGGAUGGGGUUUCUUGUGUGUAAUUAAAUGGUAGCUUAAGCAAGGAGGGACUGGCUUUGUUUCUGACAUCUAACUUGAUCUCCUUGCCAAUUUCCUGGAAUGAAUCUGAAAGCAAGGCGUUUUACUGCCCAUAAAUUUCAAGUGAGGUUUACGAGAUGCUGAGGAAGACAAGGGAGGGAUGGCUGUUACCCUUUCACCCUGUUCAUCUCCCACCAGAGAUAUCUGGCUGGCUGGUGGCUGCUGGAAGCAGCACACAGGAGCACAUGCUGAUGCAGUUCUAGUAAGGACACAAAACAAGUGAAGAUCACACCACCCUUUGCAUGGAACCAGGUUGUUGCUGUUGUUUAGUCAUUCAGUCGUGUCCGACUCUUUGUGACCCCAUGGACCAGAGCACGCCAGGCACUCCUGUCUUCCACUGCCUCCCGCAGUUUGGUCAAACUCAUGCUGGUAGCUUCGAGAACUCUGUCCAACCAUCUCGUCUCUGUCGUCCCCUUCUCCUUGUGCCCUCCAUCUUUCCCAACAUCAGGGUCUUUUCCAGGGAGUCUUCUCUUCUCUUCUCGUGAGGUGGCCAAAGUAUUGGAGCCUCAGCUUCAGGGUCUGUCCUUCCAGUGAGCACUCAGGGCUGAUUUCCUUAAGAAUGGAUAGGUUUGAUCUUCUUGCAGUCCAUGGGACAGGUAGCUGUUCUAAAAUGUUAUAAACAUUCAAGAUCCAACUUGCUUCCAUCAUGGGGGUUCAGAGCAAAUCAAAAUAAGGUUGAAUAACACCAUAGCCAUUUAGGGGUUUUAGUUUAGAGAGGUGGCAUCAUAGAAGUUUAUAAAAUUAUGUGUAGCAUGGAGAAAGUAGAUAGAGAAAAGGUUUUAUCCCUCUUUCAUAACACUAGAACUCAGGGACAUCCAGUGAAGCUGAAGAUUGGAAGUUCCAGACCAAGACCUCUAAAAGGAGUUGUGUCAGGAGCAGCCCUGUUCUCAUGCCCUGGAUGUUCUGAGAACAGUAUGUUGAACUAGAUGAGCCACUGGCCAGAUUCAACAAGCUCCUCUUAUAUUCUUAUAUUCUCUGGUAGGGAUGGGUGUGAGAUUCAAUUCCAUUACAGUGGUACCUCGGGUUACAUAAGCUUCAGGUUACAUACGCUUCAGGUUACAGACUCCGCUAACCCAGAAAUAGUGCUUCAGGUUAAGAACUAUGCUUCAGGAUAAGAACAGAAAUCGGGCUCCGGCGGUGCGGCAGCAGCAGGAGGCCCCAUUAGCUAAAGUGGUGCUUCAGGUUAAGAAUACUUUCAGGUUAAGAACGGACCUCCGGAAUGAAUUAAGUACUUAACCCGAGGUACCACUGUAGUAUCAAAAGGCAAACCACCUGAUUCUCACUUUCCAAAACAGUACUGGACCUUUGAAAUUUGCACUUUGCCAAAUGUUGAAAUGUAGUAUUGUUUUCAACCAAGUAAUGUGUACAAAACUGCAUAUUCUGGGGCAAAGCGUACAUAAAAAUGUAUGCAUUUGUAAAAAAAAAAACCUACAACCAUACAAAUACGCAUUCUGCUUUGCAAAACCGUGUACACUAGGAAAAAUUGCUUACAAAUAUGCCUGUCGAGAGAAAUUCGCACUAAAAUUAUGGUGAAUUUUCAUGGGGACUUGUUUCUGAAAAAUUUGCAGCCUAAUGUGGAAAUGAGGAGAACUAAACUUAAAAAUGGGGGGGGGGGGAGAAACCAAAAUUGACAAAUAUGCCUAUCCGCAAGGCCUGGUCACAAACCCUAGUAGCCUAAAUAACAACCUCUUCCCUCUCCCUGCAGAGAUCCGUGAGGCAUUCAAAGUUUUUGACCGGGACGGCAACGGUUUCAUCUCUAAGCAGGAACUGGGCACAGCAAUGAGGUCCCUUGGCUACAUGCCCAAUGAGGUGGAACUGGAAGUCAUCAUUCAGAGACUAGACAUGGAUGGUAAGACUUUUUGGAGGGGGGUGGGAAAAGUUUUGGAUGCCCCCCCUUUUGUUGCUCUUCUCUUUUGAAUCAAACUCCCUGUUUCUUCUGUGUGCUCUCCUCCCUGACUAGCCUUCCCCCAAUCUGGUGUCCUCCGGAUGUUGUGGACCAGCCAGCAAAGACUUCCACUCCUGGAGGAAGAAAUGGCAUUUGGGAGGAGUGAUCUGUCCCUGAAGGCAUAAAAGGCUUCAGUCAAGUCCCAGGCACUCUAGGAGCAAGUAGCUCACUUAGAGCUCUCCGUGGUGCUGAAACUACUGGCCAGCCUUGUGCUCAUUUGUCAAAUCCCUGUGCCUUCUCCCUGGUGCUAUUAGGCAUGGAUGUGGGGAAUAGAGAGGCGACAUGUUUGGGGGAGGGUGCUCAGUCUUGAUUCUUCUUAUCCCAUCUUCACCUCACUCCUUUCCCCCUUGUGUUUCUAGCUUGCUCAGCCAGGCUGCCUUCCCUCCCGCACUGAACUUCAUGAGCGUCCCCGGCUGAUGUGUCUCUAAUGUGACCAUUGCCAGAGCUAUUACAGAUUUGAUGUCCCCCAGCUAAAGGGAAUAUUUGUCUUUCAGAAAAGAGUCUCAUCCCAGAGUUGUAAAAAAAGGUUGACAGCUCCAUAAAAUUCAAGCUGCGAAUUUGCCAGCGCUCAGAAUUGCUCUUAUCUCUGGGCUGCUUUCCAUGGAAGGGAUUGAUAUUAAAGGUGGCAAAACUGACCCUACUUGGCUGGCUCCAGAGAGUAAGCCAACUGGACUCAGGUCCCUGGCCCGCAGAUUCAGGAAGGGCCCAUUCAUAGGGGCAAGGGGCACCCAUGGAGUAGCUGGAUUCUAUCCCUUCUUUUGCUUGUCUACCUUAUGUGAUGGCCCCCAUUAGCUACUGUUUUAGAAGGUUGCAGAAAGAGGCACGAUUUUCCCUCUUGCACCACCUGAAGCUGCUGGGGGUUGUAGUCCAAAAUAGCUAGAGGGCUCCAGCUUGGAGGAGACUGCUUCAGGCCAUAGCUGAAUGGUAGAGCUUCUUUUUUACAUGCACAAGAUCUCAGGUUCAAUCCCCGGCAUCUUCAGGUAGGGCCAGGCAUAUCCUCAGUCUGAAACCCUGGAGAGUUGCUGCUAGUCAGUGUAGACAAUACUGAACUAGAUGGCCUCAUGGUGUGACUCAGUUUAAGGCAGCGUGCUACAUUCCUAAUUGUAGCUCUGUGGUAGAGCAUCUAGUUUGCAUGCAGAAGGUCCCAGGUUCAGUCCCCAGCAUUUCAAGGUAGUACUGGGAAAGUCCCUUGGCUGACAACCUGGGGAGCCACUGAUGGUCAGUGUAGAUAAUUCUGAGCUGGAUAGACAAGUGGUCUGACUCAGUAUAAAUUAGCUUCCUUUGGCACAGCACAUGCAUUGCAUGCAAAUGGUCUCCCGUUCGAUCCCUGACAUCUCAGGAUAGGGCUAGGAAAUCCUGGAGAGCUGCUGUCAGUCAGCACAGAUGAUACUGGAGCACAUGCUGAAAGAAUGGCUACUUCUUGAAAACACAGACAUUUUGGAUUUAGAAGGUUUUAACAAUGUAUUUGGAUGGCAUGCAUAUUUAUGGUAUGAUAAGGUCAAAGCACACAAAGCAUUCAAAAAUCAUAUUGUUAGGAAAGCAUUGUUUAAUGUCUGGAUAAGAUACAAAGACUUAUUGGAAAAUAAAACCCCAAGGUGGCUGUCAUCAAUGGAAGCAAAAGCUCUGAAAAGGCUUAAUAUGGAGGCCAAAUGGCCGACAUAUUGGGAAAUUUUGGAGCAAGAAGGAGAUAAAUUGAGACUGCAGAGUUUUGAAAAAUUAAAAAAUAAAGUGAGAGAUUGGCUCCACUACUAUCAGAUAAUGGAGGCAUAUAAUUUCGAUAAGAAAAGAGGCUUCCAAGUGGAAAAGUCAAAAUUAGAAACAGAAUUGUUAGAACCCAAAACUAAAAAUUUGUCAAGAAUGUAUAACUUGCUGUUGAAAUGGAAUACUCAGGAUGAAACGGUGAAAUCUGCUAUGAUUAAAUGGGCACAAGAUGUUGGACAUAACAUUAUGUUUGCUGACUGGGAACAGUUAUGGACCACAGGUAUGAAGUUUACGGCAUGUAAUGCCUUAAGAGAGAAUAUUAUGAAAAUGAUAUACAGGUGGUACAUGACCCCAGUCAAGCUUGCAAAAAUUUAUCAUUUGCCCGAUAAUAAAUGUUGGAAAUGUAAAGAAACUGAAGGUACAUUCUUUCACCUUUGGUGGACGUGCCCAAAGAUUAAGGCUUUCUGGGAAAUGAUAUACAAUGAACUGAAAAAGGUAUUUAAAUAUACCUUUCUGAAGAAACCAGAGGCCUUUCUCUUGGGCAUUGUCGGCCAACUGGUGCCAAAGAAGGACAGAACCUUUUUCAUGUAUGCUACAACAGCAGCAAGAAUACUUAUCGCAAAGUAUUGGAAGACACAAGAUCUACCCACUUUGGAAGAAUGGCAGAUGAAGGUGAUUGACUACAUGGAAUUGGCGGAAAUGACUGGCAGAAUCCGAGACCAGGGAGAAGAGUCGGUGAAAGAAGAUUGGAAAAAAUUUAAGGACUAUUUACAGAAAUAUUGUAAAAUUAAGGAACUAUAGAAGGAUGUUGGAUAGAAAUUAAGAGGUUUUUAGCUGUAAUGCUUUAAGAGACAUGAAAAAAAAAAAAGGUUAACAAUUGGGUAAAAGAUUAAUGGUAAGGAUUUGCUGAACCAACAAACUGAAUUGGAAUACAAAGAAGGGAGGUAUGAGGAGGUCUGGGGAAAUAAGAGUAAGGAAGAUAGGUUAUGGAACAUCAUUGUGUUUUUAAUUGUUUUAUUUUGUAUGUCUUUUCUUACUUUUAAUUUUUUUGCUGUAAUUUAUACUUUUUUCUCUGUUUUCUGUAUUUUUGUGAAACUUUAAUAAAUAUCAUUUAAAAAAAAAAAAAAAAAGAUACUGGAGCACAUGGACCAGUGGUCUGACUCAAUAUAAGGCAGCUUCCUAUAUUACUAACAUUAGCUCAGUCAGUAGAGCAUCUGCCUUGCAUGCCAAAGGUUCCGGGUUCAAUUCCUGGCAUUUCCAGGUGAAGCUGGGAGAGACCAGUGCAUGCAAUCCUGGAAAGAUGCUGCCAGUCAGUGUGGAUGAUAUUGAGCUACGUGGACCAAGGUCUAACUCAGCAUAAUACAGCUUUCUAUCUCCAUCUUUUAGUAGCAGUCAAUUAUAGGUGCAUGCAAAGGAAAGCCAUGAUGGCAAAGUGGAUUUGCAGAGCAGGUGUCUGCACAGGGAUAUUAUCCAGCUCAGUAGUGAUACCCCGGCUGGCCACUCCUGUGUGCCAAGGGGGCUUGCCCAGGAAAUUGGUUCUCUCUCACACACACUGGCUGCCAGUUUGGCCCAGCAGCUGGGGAAUGACAAGUAUCUUUCUGAGCAGCCCAGUGGUGACUAUAGGUAAUCCAUAGUUUCUGGAUAACCCAGCCCACCUUGGCUCUGCAUUGGCAAAAAGCACAUCAGCUUGGAUAGGGACAUUAUUUUCAAAUAUGUUUGGGGGAAAUAGCCUGAGACCUCAGAAAGCCACUGCCAGUGAGAGUAGGCAGUGGUGGACUAAGUGAACCAGUAAGCUGACGUAGUCUAAAGGAGUUUCAACCCCCCCCCCCCCCCGAUGUCUGAAUUGAUCCUAAGUUCCCAGCCUGAAAACAGCUUUAGUUGGAGGGCCAUUGCUCAGCAGCAGAGAAUCUGCUUUGCAUAUGCAGAAGGUCUCCCAGGUUCAAUACUUCAUUACACACCUUUUGGUGCCAGGCAAAAACAUUCCUCUUUAAACAGGCCUUUGGCUGAUUGACAUCCAAUGCCCUUUUAAAAUGUGUUGAGGGCAGGGGUUAUGGGGUUGUUCUUGUUUUGAUUUUGUAUAUUUUGUGUUUUGUGUUUUGAUUUUGUGAUUUUAUGUUGUGAACUGCCAUGAGACCUGUGAGCAUAGGGCUGAAGACAUGUUAAACAAACAAACAAACAAACAAACUAUCCAUGACAUCUCCAGGUAGGACUGUGAAAGACUCCUCCUGCCUGAAACCCUGGAGAACCAUUCUGUCAGGGACUGGACUGAACAGGAAGAAUGGGAAUUGAGCCCUCGGUCUGAUCGGCUCCUCUCAGAAGAGGAGGAGGAGUGGGAAAUUUCGACCCCCAUGUCUCCAGCAGUUUCGGGAGGAGAGGGAGACAGGGAUGACGUAAAGCAGAAUGAGGAAAUGUCUAAUGAGAUAGUGGAGGAGGAGGGAGAAGUUAGAGAGCAGAGAGCAGAACCCUUCCUGGAGGGUAUGGGAGACCCUCCUAGUCCAAGGGCUCACUGGUCCCUCCACAUUCAAGAACAGAGAAUGCAGAGGGAUGUGACUCCUGUGACUUCCUGUAGCUUUCCAGAAUGUUAUGAGAGAUGGAAGAGGAGGGACUAGGAGUAGCUAACAUCUCCUAUGCGUGGAGACAUGGAUCCUUUGUCUUGCAACCAGAUGACUGAAUAAAAAGCCGUAAAAUAUUAACAGAUUGUUCUUCUUGCCUCUGAGGCUACCGUGGGAGGAGAGGAUACUGUCAGGAGCUCAUCCUACACUCGAAUAGGACCCUGGCAGAGACACAUGCCCGACUGGCAUGUUCCCUCCCUCCUGGUCGAUCGUUCAGGAGCUUCAAAAGCUUUCUUCUGCCCAAACAUUACAGCAACCGAUGCCAACAGACAUCGGCACACUUAGGGAUCCACAGAGUCUUCGCAGCUUGCGUAACAGACCUCAGCAACUCAGCAUUUUGGCUAAUCUACUUUAUUUACAUAUAAACACACAUGGAGCACUGCAACAUGGCUCCCUCUCUCUCUAGCAUCAGACAGCAAAGGGACAAAGGACAAUAGUCCCACUUCACGGAACACAGUAACACAAACAUCCUGUCUCCAUCACUUCCCACUCUGUGGAGUCAAAACAUACACCAUCAUGUGAUAGACAAAAAUCCCAUGACUGCAAUCAUGGAGCAGGACUUCUAACAGAUACUCCACGCUUGAAACACUGCCAGUAGACAAUGAACCAAUGAACCAACCAGUCAAUGAACCAAUAGUCUGACUCAAUACUGUGAAAGGACGCAGCAUCUCCUUUGCAUGCCAAAAGUCCUAGGUUCAAUCCUUGGCAUCUCUGAGUAUGGCUAUUCUCCACUAAAGAUGAGAUGGGUCCUAAGGCAAGGGUGAUACCUCAGUGGUAGAGCAUCUGCUUUUCAUGCAGAAUGUCCUAGUUUCAAUCUGUGACAUCUCCAGGAAGUUCUAGGAAAGACUCCAUCCUGAACCCCUGGAGAGCAGCUGCCAGUCAGUGUAGACAAUACUGAGCUGGAUGGACCGAUACUCCCACUCAGUAUAAGGCAGCUUCUGGUGUUCCUGCACUGAUCAGCUGGAGAAUAAUAUACCUUCAUUUUCUGCUGCUGCCUCUGGGCGGCCUUUGUUGCAGUGACAGAUUAACAGAGCUGUCCGUGUAAUGGAGAUAAUUAACUCUGGCAUUCCCCAAUAAUUAUCCAGAGGCCAUGCCAGCUCAUCUGAUCUACUCACCAGAUCACCAGGGUAGAUAGAAGAUCCCCAGAGGGAUGGUGUUUUCAGCCCAACUCUAUUUCCUAGGUUAUUGACUUCCUUGCUGGAUUUUAAUCUGUGAGCUGGUUACCUAAUGGGCUUUUUAACCUUUGUGCCUGUUUCUUUGGGGGCAGCAGGGAAUGGGGGGGGGGAGGUCCAAUCAGAAGGAAUGGCUGUUUGUCAAGGCAGCUGGGAUGCAAGAUCAAAGGCAGUGAAAGGCAGUGUGUGAAGUGAUACACACGGAGGCAAAGCAUCUAGCUAGCAUAUAUAUUUAUCUCCUAACACAUGCACUAAUGGGAACUGAAUUGGUGGUGACUGACCAGGGAUGAGAUAUAUAGGGGUCGUGGCAAAUAGCUUGAUGAAAAUGUUGGCCUAGCGUGCCUACCAGCUGCGGAGGGGAAAGGUGAAUUCCAUGCUAGGGGUCUUUUGGAAAGGGACAUAGAAUUAUUAUUAUUAUUAUUAUUAUUAUUAUUAUUAAUAUUAUUAUUAUUAUUAUUAAAUAAUGCAGUUGUACAAAUCUAUCCUGUGACCACACCUGGAAGACAGGUCAACAAGGAUACUGCAGAGCUGGGGGGGGGGUUCAGGAAAAGGGAAAUCAAAACCAUCAAGGCGCUAGAGCAAGCCCAGGCUUUCCCUGACCCAUAAAAAUGGACCCCGUGUUUAUGUCUUUGAAUCGCCUUAACAGUUAGUUAGUUAGUUAGUUAGUUAGUUAGUUAGUUAGUUAGUUUGCUUGCUUUUGUUUUGUUUGUUUGUUUGUUUAAUUCAAUAAUUAAAGCAACCUUACAGGAGAAGCUAUGUGACUAACACAACGUAUCAUCUGGACCUCAGAAAACAUUCUGUGUGAAAGCAAAGCUAAAAAGCAAACAUAUCCCUUCUCAAACUAUUUAGAGACAAACAAAAGCAAGAAAUAACUUACCAUAUAAAUAUAAAUGUAAGACUGUCGUCACGUAGGUGGUUGACAAGCAAUGCAAGCAGGGGAGGUAACCCUUAGUAAGACCACAUACUUCUAACACUAGUAUGCCCAUUUGGUUGUUUUCUAUGAAGCAUUGCUAAGAACAAUUAUUGCCUUCCACAAAGAAGUUGCCUGCCUGUGAACUGUUUUUACUGAUUUUAGUAUUGCAUUUUUAUAUGGUUUUAACCUGCCAUGGGGACCUGGUGCUGCCUUGUUUUCACCUGUGCUGGUGUCUGUCAUUUCCAGGCGACGGACAAGUGGACUUUGAGGAGUUUGUGACGUUGCUUGGCCCCAAACUUUCCACAUCCGGCAUCCCGGAAAAAUUCCACGGCACUGACUUUGACACUGUGUUUUGGAAGGUAAGGAAACACCGAUUCCCGCCCCCCCGCCCCUGAAACCUGAUGGUUUGGCCCUCUUUCUUGAUUUUACUGCAGAUAUAUGUACUGAAGAUGCGUAUUUUCCCGUUUUUCAUGGUGACUGGAACUGCUGGUUCACACCAGGAGGUAGGCAUCACCAUUUUCCUUAAUUAUGUCAUGCUCCUUCAUGCUUCCCAGCUCAAUUUCCAUCUCGCAGAGGAAGGGAAUGGGGAUUCUUCAGGGUGUUUCUACAUUUUAUGGCAGCCUCCCCUCAGCCUGGUGCCAUCCAUGUGUUUUGGACUACAACUCCCAUCAGCCCCAGCCUGCAUGGCCUUCCACUCUUUGAGGUAGGGAUGGAAUCUGGGAGAAGUGAUGGUGAAGUCAUAACAGGUUUCAGUCAUCAUUGGAGCAAGCAGCUCACUUAGAGCUCUCCAUGGUGCUGAAACUACUGACCUGCAUUGUGCCCUGUGGAAGGACAUUAGCCUAUCAGGGAUGGUGGACCUGUGGUCCACCAGAUGUUGCUGGACUACAGCUCCCAUUAUGCCUGACCAUUGGCCAUGCUGGCUGAGCCUGAUGGGAGCUGUAGUCCAACAACAUCUGGAUGGCCCCCACCUCCCUAUCCCAGCCUAUAUGAAAUCCUAGAACAGCCUUCCCAACCUGGUGCCCUUUAGAUGUUUCGGACUACAACUCACAUCAGCCCCAACCAUGUUCUUAUCUACCCUACCAUCAUACAGCAGUGCUGGUUUGGGGCUGAUGGGAAUUGUAGUCCAAACCCUCUGGUUUUGUAGCCCAAAACCAAGUUGAAGAAGGCUGCUGUUGGGUUUGGCACCCUGUCUUUAAAACAAUGUCCAUAGGAUCACUUUUAGCAAAUCAAUAUAUCAAAGCACUCUAUUCUCUCCACCGUUUUCAAGUAGCCCCAUUUGUGCAAAUAUGCCACACAGCCAGUCUGUGAUUGCCUUGCCACCUUCCUUUUAAAAGAUCCCUGAGUCUAGAAUUACAAACACCAGUCAUUGACUAAGGAGCUUCUCUCUUUUAUCUUAAGAUUCAUAACAUUGAGCCUGUUCAUGCAAAGCCCUAACAAUGGCUCAGUAGUUUCUUCACGUGAACCAUAUUCCUCUUGGCCAGGGACGGAACACCAUUUCCAGCCAGUGGGAUGGAUAUUUGUUUAUUUAUUUAAAAAUAUUUACAUGCCGCUGUGUCAGAAAAAUCCAUAUCAAAGCAGUUUCCAGCAAUAAAACCAUACAAUAAAAACCAUAACUAAGGUUAAAACAGACAUCAAUUAACCGUUUUGGAAAUAUGUACUCUUAAUUGCCUGCAUAGGCCUGGCACAAUAGUAAGGUUUUCAGCAUAGAAUGUGCCUGCUGAAUAUCUAUUGGCAAUGAGUUCCACAAGACUGGCCCAGUAACAUUAAAGGCUCAGUUUCUUGUUGUUGUCAAACGAGUCUCAGCAAGUCAGGGAAUGGCCAACGAUGCUCCUGCAGAUGAUCUCAGAUAUUGAUCUGGGGCAUAAGAGUUCAGGCGAUCCCUGUGGUACCCUAGAACUAAGUUGUUCAGGGCUUUGUAAAUUAACCUUGAACCUGGCUUGGUAGUAGAUGGGUAGACAGUGCAGCUGUUUCAGCAGUAGUGUCUCAUGUCCUCGACCAGAAGCUCCUGUCAGCCGUCUGGCCACUGCAUUCUGCAGACGCACACAGAGUGCAUUACAGCAAUCCAACCUCGAUGUUACCAAUGUGUGGACUACAGUGGUCCGGCUAUCCCUGUCCAGGAAUGGCUAUAGUUGAUGAAGCCGGUAAAACGGUCCCCCAACCUCCCCUGCCCAGAGCUGCUUUGAGAGGUGGAUAGCGCCACCCACCUGUCAGUCACCUGACAUCACAAUGCCAUCGAGUAGCAUAUUUUCCUUUGCCCAUGUGGUUUGAAAUGGAACCAGAAGUCAUUCCUUGGCUACAACCCAAAUUUCCAUCACAUCCAAUCAUUGGUCAUGCUGGCAAGGGCUGAUGGGAAUUGUACUCCAAGAGCAUCUGGAGGGCACCACAUUGGCUAACCCUGGUGUACGUGUGUGUAUGUGUGUGUGUGCUCCCUGGCUCAACCAAAGCUCCAUGCAAUGGAUUCAGGAGCUGUGACCAUCCUGUGACGACUGUUCCUACCUCUGCAGUGCGACAUGCAGAAGCUGACGGUUGACGAGCUGAAGCGGCUGCUGUACGACACUUUCUGUGAGCACCUCUCCAUGAAGGACAUUGAGAACAUCAUCAUGACGGAGGAGGAAAGCCACAUGGGGAAUGCAGAGGAGUGUCCGGUUGAUGUGGAGAGUAAGCAAACCUUUGUCAGCACUUGAAUCACCGGGUGCCAUGGGAUUUCAAUUUGGGAGCCAUGGGAAUCAUGGGAGCCAUGGGAGUUGGACAUUAGCUCCGUAUGUACCCUUCUACCAGCUGGCCAUAAAAGGGAACUACAUGCCCUUCAAUCCCAUAGGAAGGAGCAUCUAGGUAGAAGCCUUCCAGCCAAGGUAUCAGGUGAUGGGGAAGGAGCCAAUCAUCUCCGGCUUCUCCCUGUAGAUAGGAUAGGGGUUCUUUAAACUCUGGGACGUGGGUGGCGCUGUGGGUUAAACCACAGAGCCUAGGACUUGCCAAUCAUAAGGUCGGAGGUUCGAAUCCCCAUGACGGGGUGACCUCCCAUUGCUCGGUCCCAACUCCUGCCAACCUAGCAGUUCGAAAGCACGUCAAAGUGCAAGUAGAUACAGUGGUACCUUGGGUUACAUACGGUUCAGGUUACGUACGCUUCAGGUUACAGACUCCGCUAACCCAGAAAUAGUGCUUCAGGUUAAGAACUUUGCUUCAGGAUGAGAACAGAAAUCAUACUCCAGCAGCGCGGCAGCAGCAGGAGGCCCCAUUACCUAAAGUGGUGCUUCAGGUUAAGAACAGUUUCAGGUUAAGUACGGACCUCCAGAACGAAUUAAGUACUUAACCCGAGGUACCACUGUAAAUAGGUACCGCUCCGACGGGAAGGUAAACAGUGUUUCUGUGCGCUGCUCUGGUUCACCAGAAGCAGCUUAAUCAUGCUGGCCACAUGACCCAGAAGCUGUACACCAGCUCCCUCAGCCAAUAAAGCAAGAUGAGGGCUGCAACCCCAGAGUCGGCCACAACUGGACCUAAUGGUUAGGGGUCCCUUUACCUGUACCUUUAAAAGUACUCUGGGAAGCUACAUGGUUGUCCCUCAAUACCUCUCUCCAUCUACCUAGAUCUGAUCCAGGACUCAGAGGGAUGGGGAACCUUUGGCCCUAAAGAAGUUGUUGGACUCCAAUUCCCAUCAUCCCUACCUAGCUUAGCCAACAGUCAGGGAUGGUGGGAGCUGUAGACCAGCAAUGUCCAGAGGGCCACAGGUUCUUUACCCCCUGCAGUACUAUAUACCUGGGCAAGAAGCAGUUCUACAUGGUCUCUGGCUGGUAUGUUCCCUAGCCCUGCUACACCAAAAGAACCAGAUCUUAUGCAUAAUGUUCAUAAAAUCCAGACUGUCCUCAGGAUAAAUCGAACUAGACAGUGACCCUCCAGCAGGUACUCAGUGGUUCAGGAAGCUUUCUCACCUAGAGACCCUCACUGUUAAACUGAGUGGGGCAAAUUAGCUCAGCAACCACCAGUUGUCAGGAAUUCAACCUGGGACCUUCUGCAUGCAAAGCAGGUGCUCUACCACUGAGCUACAGUCCUUCAUUGACGUUCUUUACUUUUAACCCACUGGCUAUGGUCAGUCUCUAUUCCCAUUCUCCCAGCUAUUGGGGUAUCCAUCGCUCAGGCCUUCCUUUCCUCCCAACCUAUACAGGGGCAUAAGGGAUGGCGGGUGGCGCUGUGGUCUAAACCACUGAGCCUCCUGGGCUUGCUGAUCAGAAGGUUGGCGGUUCAAAUCCCCACGAUGGGGUGAGCUCCCCUUGCUCUGUCCCAGCUCCUGCCAACCUAGCAGUUCAAAAGCACACCAGUGCAAGUAGAUAAAUAGGUACCGCUGUGGUGGGAAGGUAAACUGUGUUUCUGUGCACUCUGGCACUCAUCACAGUCCUCCGUGCACCAGUAGCGGUUUAGUCAUGCUGGCCACAUGACCUGGAAAGCUGUCUGUGGACAAACGCCGGCUCCCUCAGCCUGAAAGCGAGAUGAGCACCACAACCCCAGAGUCACCUUUGACUGGACUUAACCGUCCAGGGUUCCUUUACCUUUUUACCUUUACUUAUUCAGGGGCAUGAUUCACCCGCUAGCAGCCAACCUCAAAGAGGGGAGGGAAACCUUCCUUUUGGGUUGUCUUCUACAAAGGCUGUAGUAUCUAACCCUCCUUAAGACACUGCAGCACCUGGGAACCAAAAGGAAGGCCAGAGCAGGUGGUUAGCUGUUCAGUGUCCCAAAAAAACUGAGGACUGGGACAAAUGUCCCACAUGUCCCAUGUCUAUCCGGCCCUGGCAAGGCCACAACAUCAGCAAGUCCUGUCUGUUCCUGUGCUAGAUCUUGCUCACUCGUCUUUUGUUUAAUUAGGGAAGUGGUUGUUCUGUUUAGGCUAUGAGCGGCUUUGAAUACUAAUGCCAAUGGUGGCUGCAAGGGGACCAGUGGAGGAAGAAUGGCUUUGCAUGCCAAAUCACACCAGCCCAGAGUGGUGGGGGGUUGGCAGCCAGUGUGUAGGAAGGAGCAAGUCUCAGAAGUUGGAUAUAUUGCUGGAAACAGAUCCCCAGAUAUUGCAGGGAGGGCAGGGGCUCCAGGUUGAGGAUUUCCCACGGGCAUCUGUAAGAACAGGAUACGGGACUAGAUGAACUACAGUGGUACCUCGGGUUAAGAACUUAAUUCGUUCUGGAGGUCUGUUCUUAACCUGAAACAGUUCUUAACCUGAAGCACCACUUUAGCUAAUGGGGCCUCCCGCUGCACCGCCACCACGCAAUUUCUGUUCUCAUCCUGAAGCAAAGUUCUUAACCCGAGGUAAUAUUUCUGGGUUAGCGGAGUCUGUAACCUGAAGCGUAUGUAACCUGAAGCAUAUGUAACCCGAGGUACCACUGUAUUGGCCUGAUCCAGUAGGUUUUUCUUAUAUUCUUAAUGCUUCUGAAUACCAGUUGCAGGAAAGCACUGGAGAGGAGAGUUGGUCUUGCACUCGGGUCCCGCAUGUGGGUUUCCCAUAUCUGGUUGACCACCAAGUGUGCCGUGGGGGGAUGAGCCCCCAAAAAAAAAUAAUAUCAAGGAGGGGGCCAGGCCCCUUAAAAUUCCCAGGCGGCCAUGCACGCAUGCCACAGGGCAGGCUCAUGUCACACAUGCAAACCACAGGGCAUGCACAUGACACAUCAGCCCCCCCAUGUGAAAUCAGAACACGGGUUGCAAGAAAUCCGACCUAGGGCCGCAUGCAGGCCACAGAUUCCCCACCCCUGGCCUAGCUAACACUGAGCUGAAUCAACCAACAUUCUUACUUGGUGCUCUAAAUCCUUUCCAACUGCUCCAAGUUACCAUUAUCAUCAUUAUUACAAUUAGUUUAUUAAUUACCAUCUAAAGCACUGUCUCAAAACAAUUUACCCAUAAGAUAAUAUUUUUAAAAACGGUUUAAAACACCAAAAGCAACAAAUACAGUGGUACCUCAGGUUACAAACACCUCAGGUUACAAACACUUCAGGUUACAGACUCCGCUAACCUGGAAGUAGUACCUCGGGUUAAGAACUUUGCCCCAGGAUAGAACAGAAAUCGUGUGCUGGUGGCAUGGCGGCAGCGGGAGGCCCCAUUAGCUAAACUGGUACCUCAGGUUAAGAACGGUUUCGGGUUAAGAACGGACCUCCGGAAUGAAUUAAGUUGGUAACCAGAAGUACCACUUUACAUUUAAAACAAGGCUGAAACCCUAAGAAGAGCACACACAUGGUAAAGACCCAUUUAUCCUGCUACGGAAGCUUGCUGGAACAAAAAUGUCUUUAACUGUUUCUGAGAAGUGCAGACAAUGGGUGCCUGCCAUAGCCCUGCUUCAAGAAAAACUGUAGGCAGCAACCUGUAUAAAUUAUUCACAUAUUUACAUGUUAUUUUUUAUACGUGUUCUUAAAUGUAUAUCCCAUCAAUUCUAUGUGGGUUUUGCUAGUCAUGGGGAAGACCCCAAAAUAAUUGUUCAGAGUGGCAUUAUUGGCUACCAUUGUCUGAUGGUUUGGAAACCCAGCGUCCAUGCUUCCAGGGGAUGAGCAAUAUUUGCUGGCAUGUGUCUUUUAUUCUCCCAAACAGCUCUGAUGUUAAUAUAUGCUGUAUGGGUGUGGAAGUGGAACUGAAGAACCAGGAAGAUCAAGUAUUUUUUAAAAAAAAAUUGGAGUACAUUAUUAAUUUACUUAAAAGACCACUGUAAACAGUUAAAAUCAUUGGCAGGGACGUAAUGACACUUGUAAUGUGGAAUUAAUGAUGGUAACUAUGGAUAUGUAACAGUUAGAUAACGGUAAAAGAUGCAGAAAAUCUAAUUUUAUUCCAUGUUUGAAAUGGUUAAAGAUAAAAUGUAUAAAAUUUUGUAAAACACACACAUACAUACAUACAGCGGUACCUCUAAGUUAUGGACUUAAUUUGUUCCGGAGGUCUGUUCUUAACCUGAACCUGUUCUUAACUAGAGGCGUGCUUUUGCUAAUGGGGCCUUUUGCUGCCGCUGUGCCGCUGGCACACGAUUUCCAUUCUCAUCCUGGGGCAAAGUUCUCAACUUGAGGUAACUCUUUCAGGUUAGCGGAGUUUGUAACCUGAAGUGUUUGUAACCUAAGCCGUUUGUAACUCAAGGUACCACUGUAUAUAUAUAUUUUAAGGAACUGAUGCUCAUGAAGGUUCUGUUCUUCAAGGGCUAGAGCAGGGGCAGGCAGCCUAAGGCCCAUGGACCACAAGCACCCCACAGGGGUCAUUUAACCAGCCCACGAGCCACCCCCUAACCGAGCUGCCCACUUGGCGAGUCCCCGCGCCGCCAGAAAUCAUGUCUGCGUAGAAGCAAACGCCGGAAAUUGCAUCUGUGCAGGCGCAGGCACUGGAAAUCACGCAUGCGUGCAAAAUCUGGCCUACAGAGGGAUCUCCGCUGCAGUGAACCAGCCCAGGCGAGAUAAACCUUGCCAACCCCUGGGCUAGAGAAUCUUUAAGCUCAGCAGGUAUCCUUUUUCUGCCGCCAUCCCAAAGUUAUGCCACUGACUUCUAUGCUCUCUCUUUUCUCAUUCUCUGUUCAAACCACCCUCCGCCUCCUCCUCUCCUUGUUCCUCCCCUCCUCACCUUUCCUCCCUCUUCCUCAGCCUGCUCAAACCAACAGAUCAGACAGACGUGCGUCCGCAAAAGCCUCAUCUGCGCCUUUGCCAUCGCGUUCAUCAUCAGUGUCAUGUUGAUUGCUGCCAACCAGGUGCUGAGAAGUGGGAUGAAGUAGCCACAGCUGGAAGGAUGGAUGGAUGGAUGGACGGACGGAUAAUUGGAGAGAUGGACUUCCUUGAAGAACAAAUGGAGAAAACAAACUAUACAUAUCUAUAAAUACCUAUAGCCACGAGGGCCAGGGGUGGGAUAGGGGGGGAAUUGUGAUUCCUCCACGGCAAGCCUCCUGCACACACACCCAUAAACCCACCUCCCCUCCCUCCUGUAUUUGGAGGGGGGCUCCCCUCCUUACCCGAGAUGCUGCUGUCUUCUCUCAGCAGAUAGCAUGGUCUCCCCCUGGGGUGGGUCCACCUCAGUCUGGCUGGGGAGUCCCUGGAACCACCCCCUCCCCACGGUGGAACUUUUAAACUCAACUUUAAAAGCAUGUCGACGUGCAUGGAGACCCCACCCCACCUCCUAAAAUCUGAGUGAUGCAAUACCGUGUGCUUUUAUAACCAGAUAUUAGACUCCUACAAAUAUAUAUAUAUAUAUAUGAAAUUAUUAUUCUUCUUAUUAUAUAUAAUAUACAUAUAUAUAUUUAUGAUAAACUGAAUAAUCAGUUAAGCAAUACACUUGCGUCAGGAUUUUCCAGUCUGAAAUUCAGGCGCUGCAUGAACAUUAAACACUCCAAGGGCUGGACGCGAAUCACUUGCUGUUUGUAUUUUCAUCCGACCUCCCCCCUUCCCAGCAGGCCCUUUGGGGGCAUCUAUGCACUUUUUUCUCCCCGCUCCCUACCCUCCCAAAAAAAACCUGGGAGGGAGGGGCUUACUAGAGCCUGCUUAUGUGGACCUGGGGGUUAUUCAGAUGGAGGACACCGGCCAAAGGUCGGCUUGCUCAGAGGAGGAACCGCGCCUUGGUGUGGCCUCUGCAGCUGUUCUCUUCCCCACUGCAUGUGAAUGAGCUGCGGCAGGCCACACCAGGCGCGGGGAAAUCCCUUCUUCCUCCUCAAGGGGGCGCUGGGCCAGAAUGUUCCAGGAGACAUAAGAGACUCCACCUCCUUUGUGCCCUGAGCCAUCCACUCACGACGGUGUCACAUCCUGUAUAUAUAAACAAAGGUGUCCAGAGAGCACCACUGACAUCACCAACUCCGCCAUCUUUCCAACUGCAAAUUUCCCUUCUGCUAAGCCCAGUAUAACGUCACCUGGCUAGAGGGGAGUUCUCUUUUCCAACAGUGUUUUGUCUUGAGGUGGAGACGUCUGAGUGAUGGAGAUAUCACUGCUAUUCCUGGGCAGCCUGCCUCAGCAGUUAACUAUUUCCCCUGUUAUUUAAAAAAAAAAAAAAGAGGAAGGAAGGGAGGGGAAAAAGAGAG